AUGUCACUGGUUCCGAAAUCCCUAGUCGAAAAGCGGUCUACUGCCAACGGCGGCCUCGUCAAAAACAAUGUGCCUCCCUUCGGUCACAACACCCUUCCCGGAACUGUAUCCACUACCAACUCCACGUCCACUUUGUCCGGUUCCGCCGCUAAAAACCUCAAUAACACCAGCCUUUCUCAUCAUUCUUACCCUAGACAACCGGGCCAAGGAAACGGCUCGGUGCAUGGUGUGAUGAGUCUUCACAGGCUACAACGAUCAGGCCUCAUUCCCAACAUUCCAUCCAACAACAACCCGAACGGAGGGAAAAUGACACUUCCUCAGGUUGUGGCACAGGCGCCGAGUAACGUUGUUGGCAGUGGCGGAAACGUCAGUAGCAGUAACAAUAAUACACGAACUCUGCCUAUUUAUACCGCCGCAGUGAUACAAGAUACGAGCAGUGAAAAUAUGACUUCACCACAGACCCACAGAACUUCAGAACCUCAGAUUGCACACUAUGCCACGGUUCGACGUCAAGAUGCCGGGUCUGUCUGCAGCGGGGGCGCUGCCGGAAGUGUUAAUGUAGGAGGAGGAUUUGCAAAACAGUCCGGCCAAACGAACGCUUUUACGCUGAUUGCUUACCAGACCCAGGGAGCGCAAACAGGUAAGAAUCUGCUCUAAACGUCGUAAGCAGGCGCCCAUCUAACAACACUGCGUCUGACUAAAUUGCGCAGUACGAUGCGGGAAGAUGUUUGUGACACGUAGUCGCACUUGUAAAUACUGGCGCUUAGCGGACAGAGGGGCCAUACAGAAUCCGGCACAUGAUACAAUGGCCUAAUAUGAUUGUAGAAAAUACUGGUAGUCAAAAUCUACAUACCCUCUUCCGUCGUGAUUCGUUAACUGUACUACUAAGAUUAUACUUAUUUAUUCCGUAGCACCAGUCUUUAACAGUCGCACGUGAAGUUUUAUAAGGUCCAGGCGCGUUUUGUUUAUUCGAAAGGAGUGAUCGCAGAUUGCUUGCCCUAGGAUGUCCUGCUACUCCCUCAAGAGCUUGUAUUUAAGGCGUUUUUAUUUACUAAAUCGUCUGUCCAUGUUUAAACAGAGACUGGAUUCAGAAUGAAUCUGCGCCCGAGACCUGUGCAAAGCCUAUUACGCAGAGGAGAAGGCUUCGAAAAGAUCGUAAGUACGACUGGUCAACUGUGAACAAGGCGUAACAAAGAGAGCUAUAACAACUAGUGAACACCGCAAGUGGUGACGUUUACCGCUGACAUACGGCGUAGACUCAACAGCAAACGUUGUGUAUGAAUCAGUUUACAGGGGAGCACACUUGCGCGGUGUCUAUCAAACUCUCAACUUACUCACAUUGUACCUAUGGACGACCGGAGGUGAACGCGGGCAAAAUGACUGACAAAGUUGAACAGCCAGUCUACAUGUGCCACAGACGAUUUCCUCCCACUCCAGAUGCAGCAGGUCACAAUAGGGACGGAUCGAAGUUUGCAUAGAAGCCGCAUUACCAGGGGGCCAUUUCAGUCUGAGCCUCAGUUCUGAGGAGGACUGCGUUUCUCCUUGGUUGGCAACCUUUGAAGCCACGACUCUAAUUGCGUCGAACUGUUAUAGUAGGUAGCUGGCAGAUAUGCCUCGAAGAUGGACUUCCCAUUGUCCGUCUGCCGACUGCCUGAGGCUGGUGACCAGAUGAUGGUGAAAAUGGGUAUAAUUGUCUACGAGUGCCAAGCACUACUUGAUGGCGUUUCAUGUGGCCUAAGAGUCUUCGCAGGUUAUUUUCGCAUGUUCUGGUAUUUUUAGUGCGGGAAUGCUGCCCGGUGCGUUGAGGAGAGUAGUAGUGCUGGCGCAUGUUGUGUGAUAGGUUUGUGAGUAAAGUAAGUUGUGUGCAGGUCAAAAGAACCGUAGUGAUGUGGUCCGCAAAGUACUACCUUUCUGAUGGUUUUCGUGGAAUCGCAUAUGGAGAUAGGGCGUAUGCGAUGACCGAAUAUUCUAAGGUAGGUGUGUGGUUGGAGUGACGGUCGUACGUUGCCUGACUAUUUACGAUAAAUAUGCAAUUAAACGAUGUGUAAAUGAAGCGUUCGGUGGCAUUGUGUAAAGAAUGGAACUGUAUGUUAAACCCUUUUAUCCGCGGUGGAGGUAUUUCCGGUAAUAAAUAAGUUGCUUUAUGUGGACGGUGCAUUGGUCUUCCGAAAUUAAUGUAUGUCAGGCUGCCGAACAUGUGGAAUAACAUAAGGAGUAUAUUCACUAUCUGAAUGUCGUGCGACAGUGUGGGCAAUUGAAGCCUAUAUUGUCAAUAGGUGACAAGUCUCCAGAACCCUGCAUGCCAUUCACGGCGCAGUGGACUAUACAUGUGACGGAGCAAACCAAUGAGAUAUUUGAAGCUGUGGUUGAAGACGUGACAAAUGGGAGCCGAAUUAAAUUUCUAAUCAAAGGGGAAUGGCGGAGAUGUCGGAAAGGAUUCUAGGAGCAUCCAAAAUGACAAUGCUGUCAGUAGUAAGAUUUUGUGAGAUAAGGAACAGAUUGAUCGUGUUUACACUACACUAGACGUGAAUAUUACCUAUGGGGCCUAUUCGUGCCAAGAUUUCCCGCUAGUAUUGGUGACACGCUGACGUAGGUUUGCAGCUUUUGUCGCUACUUCGCGUCCUUCGAGUCUUCGAUCACUUUUUUUGAAUUGGUAUUUGGUAUUCGGUUGUCUUCAAGGGUAACCUUUAUGCCUUUGGCAGAUGGGCUCUGUACCUGGUGAUCUUCAGUGAAGACCCUCAAGUAUCCCAACCGACUUGAAGGUGCUUCUAGGGAUAGUUAGGGUUAUCUGACGAAAGAUUUGUUCAGUUUGUCUACGACCACUUUAGUGAUUUCAUCGUGGUAAAGUAGUGUGGGUUUAUCGUCCAUUAACGCAAGCGAUCGCACCAAGGCAUUUUUUUUUAUCUACGUCAGUGUAAUUUGAAUACGGGGGGACGUCCGUUAUUUCCGCAGUCUCGAUAUCCGGUAAGCUUUUCUGCCUCUUUGCCUUUGAGAUUCUCCAGAGGCAGCUCAAAUGAAACAUGAUUUCAUUUUUCGCAUGGCCUUCGAAGGCAGUGCGUCCAGUGCAGGAGCGUUGUCAGUUCAACGACCCCGUACACUCUCGGGCUUGCGCUAUACCUGCUUCCGUGGCUUUUGCAGCAGAAAUCUUUGGUUCGCUGUAGGUUAGAUAGCUCUUGAGAUCCAACGUUCCACGUCGUCGUGCACCUAUGUUCCUUGAAUUUAUACAUCCUGUGAGUGAUAAUUUGUAUGCUCGUGUGAGACGGUUCCAUUGACGGAGAUUCUGUGUCUGCUUUGAGGAGUAUUUGGCGCUGGGUAACACAUGAACAUUGCAUUUUCCACGCUAUUGUUAGUCAGAAUUUGGAGCAGCCAGAUUGGAAGAUAUAUACAGUUCACUGCAUGUUUCCUUCCCUUGUCGGUAGUUUUACUUCGUUUUUUGAAUUUACAUUGUGCUUCCCUAAAGGGUAUCUGUUACCGAUUCAUGCGCAGACGACUGAGAUGUUGGAAAAUGCUUCUUAGAUUGCACACAUUUGCCAGUUCCCAUUGCGGUUUUAUAUGCGGUCAAUUGUGAAAUCCCUAAAUUUUGUAGUUUUUCCCUGUAGUAACAUCCCAAAAAACACUGAAAUACACCUUACAUAAUUUGGUGCCAUGGUGUUUGUAAAUUUCCACCGAGAUUUCAUCGUCGUCUGGAGCUUUACCGCUGGGCAGUGUCCUACUGCUCGCAUUGUCUCCUUGGUGGUGAAAGCAGCUCCGGCGUCUCUUCGCUCAAGAAGGUUACUCGGUAUCCACUCCUUACGGUUACCCUUGUCCGGAGAACUGGAUAAACAGGCAGCCAGAAUUUCCACCUUGUGAUGGAUUAGUCCGUCUAAAAUCGGUCCUGUCCUCCUUUGCAAUUAGACUGCCAUUGGAUUAUUUAAUAACGCAUAAGCAAUAGAGGCUGCCAUAGAGAGCAAUGCCAUCUGGCAGUCUGUAGAUAGGCAAGAACAUUGGAAUUGAGGUCCUUUUUACUAUUGUUUCGAUGGCGGAUUUUAAGUCCCCGAGGCAUGACCGGCUUGCAAAAAAUGUGAUUAUCCGGCACUUGCUCAGGUUUCCUUUUUGACAUACAUCCAGAAAACCCAAAUAUUUUUUCCCACACAUGACUACUGAGUAUACCCGGCGGCUGCGGGAGUCCACUAUGAUUUACAAAGUCUCUUUUGGGGGAUUCCAUUCGAACCACCUCUGGAUGUCGCAAAGUAGAAAACCCCUAACAGGUUCAUUGAUGCGUUUGAUGGGGAAAAUCAGUGUUCUGCAUAUGAAUGCCUGCUACGACAGUGGCCACGCUUGCUCCAACCGACGUCGACGGUGUCAUCAAUGCUACUUUUCUAGGGGGAACAUUCGACGGUAGUAUACCUGCGUCGGGGUGCCCUCAAAAGUGUAGUGUCCUGUAAGGGUCAUCCAACCGCUUGGACUAAACGGGAAUGACCAUAAAGCUUUCUUCGAUUCUUUUCGGGGCUAUUCUACAGCAGUUGGAUCCAAAAUAUUAUUCCAGCCAUUUAGGUACAACAUUUUGGGGGGUUAGGUACAGUGCUGAUCCUUAACUGGUGAUAUGCAAGUCCAAACGACUUGCCACUAACAGCAGGGAAUUCAACUUACUAUUACAAUAUUAAAAUCAUGACCAUUGAUGCUUACAGAGCAAACUAACUGGGAUAGUCACAGACCAAGACAAUGGUAACUAAUAUUCCAACAAGCACGAAUCUUCGUAGCAAAAAACUCUAAGGAACUGCGUGGGAAGCACAUAACAGUAAUAAACAGGAGUCGGUCCACAAAUCUUUUUUCCUUAUAUUGUCCAUUCUUAGUAUUUGAGAUCCGUCCCUCAAUGGGAAGUGUAAAUGAGCAAAUUCUGCAUCACUUUGAUAAAAAGUGGAUUGAAUGAGAUAUUUUUGUCUCGAAGAAAACACCCAACAUUAAAAAACAUGCCUUCCUUGGCUCAGACAUCUGUGUUUGGAAUAGUUCGCCUUGGUUUCCCCUAAUAUACUUAUAGUCGGCGUCCUAGUUAGGCACAGAAAUGAAUAACGGCGACAACGUUUAAGCAUCUCGCCUUUGCUGAUCAAUCAUACUCACCAGUCAGAGCGUAGUCAGUAAAAAGUCGCCAUAUGGCCUGCAGUUUUUAGUAUCAAGGGAUUUAUUCUAUCUGAUGACUAUUCGUCCUUUUCUAAUAGUUAUAACACGAAAUAGUGGCUUUAAAAGUAAAAACGCCUGUACUGACUGCUUAAACUCAAAGGUUACUUACCGAUUUUCUCAAAGAUUCUUCUGAUCCACAAUCCUGCUCAUGGUCUACCGUCAAUUUUCGUUAGAUGUGUCAAAAUAGUUGUGCAAUAAUUAAUUAUUAUCAACUACUACGUCUUUCUCUUCCGGUCUACUUGCAAUAAAAAGGCUUAGGAAUUAAGAAAAAAGCUCUUUUUACUGAUCAGAUAGUAUUUUCCUGAAAUUUACAAAAUUAAUUAAAAUAACUUCUGCAAGUUCCACGAUUACAUGAAAUUUUUCAUUCAGACUUUCACAACCAAAAACUGUCCCAGAUUCAGUUGAUAUAAUCGGACUGCGAACUCCGCGGUCUACCAAUGAAAAUAUUCCCUCUGACACCUACAAAGAAUUAACCCACCAGAAGAAACUAUGACCGAGGAGUAUGUAGCAAAAGCAUUUUGUUUUGCGCCGUUCUAAUAGUUCAAGCACAUGCACAACCGUCGUACAAAAGUGAAGCAACAUUACUGGUUUGCUUUGUUGUCUCUAAUGUAGCUUAGUUUUUACUUAACUGCGCACAAAGUUAAACAUGGACUGUUUGGACUAACGAACUAAAACCCACACACAGACCAAGCUGUAAAAAACAGCAGAACGUGAUUGAGGUUAUCUGAAAAAAUCUCUUAAAUAUGCAGGCCACUGUUCCAGAGAUUACUUGUCCUUGCUAACUCGCAUUUAAUAAUCGGUCCCAGUGAAUACUUUAAAUGCACUUUUAAAUCAGUCCGGUGAGUUUUGAAGCUAUCAGUCCACUGUCGCAACCAUUAGAUGAAGGGAAAAACAUGGUCCGUUAAAAAGACAAAAAUAACGCCAAAUUCAACCCCCUGGGUUGUAGUUUUAGUCAGAAAAAUGCUAAACUUAUUUAACUUAUUUAUUUUAUUUAUUUAUUUCAUUUACCAGAAAAAGCUUUGAGAAACAUCUUGACUUCUCCAAGUUUACUUUGAUUGUUUAAAGGAAUGGUAAUGUUAUACACCCCUAAUGGCACAGGCGAACAUCCAGUUCAGUUAACCCGAAAAGGAUAGUUAUAUUUUCAAAUAUAUACUAGGAAAACGUGGACAUUCGGAAGCUCAAUUUUCGAACGAUGGAGUCACGUCCCACUUUCUACUAUCAGAAAUCAGGGCGGGUUCAGAGUCAUCUGUUAGCAAGACAGAUGAAAAGCUGGAAUAAACCUCAGCACUGAAGAACAGAAAUGAUAAGUCGAUAAAGACGCUCACCGAAAACAUAUCUUCAUUUAAUUGAUAAAAACAGCUUAAACAUUAGGAUUAAGUGAGCUACUAGCUAGCGUUAGUAGGGAUUAUUGUGGUGGGGUAAUAUCUAUUGACCGCAGUUGUAGUAAAAGUAAUAAUUUGAUGGAAAGUGUGAAGAUUGUAAUGAUGAGGAAUCAGAUGCUUGCAGUGGUAGUGGCGGCUGUAAAGUUGUCGAUUGGCAGGAGAAAGGAAAUUUGAUGGGAGCACGAAGAGAAGAUGCAAAAAUGAAGUCGAUGUAUACUUAGAAUCCCACAUCGUCUUUAAGUCUUUCUUAUUUUGGAGGUACGCCAUUCGCCAAGUGUACAGAUGCUACUAGACUGAUGUGAAAAUGGCAUAUCUGCGUGGCUUGCACUUUUUAAAUUAUUUAUCCGAUUUUGCGUAUUUAGCUAUCUGCCGCAGAACAGUUGCCCUACUGCUGGCAAUGGCCUCUUACCCGAGUAGAAUCGAGGCUGGAAAACUGAUAUGCUUUUAUUCGAAGCAGAAAACGUUAUAGGCUGAGUUUUCGCACAGCACAAACCCACCUUUCAUGGUAAACGGCUCUUAAUGCGUCUAGUUCGUCCCAUCCCGAUGAGGCGCAAUAAUGACCGGCAAGAAUCUUUCCCUUGAGAUUUUCUUAGUGGUCGGCCGAUCUCGAAACUGACAGUGAUGAGAGAACUAUGCAAAGUAGAGUGUCAAAUUUUUAUGUGACCGGAAAGUUUUAUAUUGUUAGAACCUGUCGAACAGAAGGCGUGUGACUAACAUUAGAGUUCAUGAACAUCACCUGAAUGUAUGUACACGCAGAUGUGGUGGAAGAAGUACCUAGGUGGUGAUGUGAAACGCUUCAAUGUUCCUUAGCGUUUUACUUUUGCCCUACUAAGACAAACCCCUCCUUAGGUGGUUGUCAUUUCUCUCGUUAAAGUUAGACCGCCCACAAGCUUGAUAAUCAUUUUAGUAAACGACGUAAGCAACGUACAAACAUCGUUAGGGCACAUAUUCGACUGCUAACCAGCCUCGGAUUUCGAAUAUUUGUUCGUUCUUAAACAUUUAUGAUGUUGAUCUCUCAGAAUAAGAAUUAUUCUGGAGCGGGCAGUACACGCUGGAUAGAGUUACCCAUAUUUGUGAAUACCUCUUUCCCAACGGUGUCAACAAAACUGUCAUUAUUAGACACUUUCGGCACUCAUUAGUAAGCAGUGAAAAAGAACAUUAGAAAACAAAUUGACAAGUCGUGAAUAAGAUGACUGAUGGAUACGGUUUUAGGACCAGGAGCAGAAAUCACAGCGCUGUAACACAAUUAUGAAAUUUGCGAGCAUUCAGACUAUUCAGCUUCAAAUUAGUCCCUUAACAUGUUGCAGUAUGUAACAGCUUUCAUGGCACACUUAAAAAUGCAAACUGUAGGACAUUAGCAUGAUUCUCAUGAAACCAGUCUCUGUGUUUAGCAUAGUGUGAAAUAUUCUCAGGCAACCCUUAAAUAUUUCCAAACAGCCCCCUUGAUAACGUUUAAUCGGGAGAUAGACAUAUAGUACCUUCUUCCACAAAAGAAUGAAGCAUGUAAGUUAGCUUCGGAUUUUGACUGAAAUAAUUAAGCGAUUCGCAUUGUAACGGUGUUCCAGUUUUCUGUUCCGCUGAUAAAGAAGAAUGUCGUCACUCGGAGGGUUUGUAUGGGCAUUUCCGCGUGUUUUCCACUUUCUAGUAAUUCUAUUUCGGUAACUGCUUAAUUUCCCGGAAAAAUAUGUUGGUGGCAUUUGCUUAAUUUCUUAACAAAAUUUGCCGUUAGUGAGAAUUCGCUUUUUACCAACUCGCAGAAAAGCCACUUGACAUCCACAUAGCACUUGAACUUAGAUUUUCAUAAAUACACAACACUAUGCUGCGGUUAAAAUUUGGAUAGUCAAAACAGAUACUUGCAUUUUAUCUUACUUUCCCAAGUCAGUCUUUAAAAUCUCUGAAUUACGGCACUGGAUGAUCAAAUGGAAACUGGUUUAAGAUACAUGGGUCGCGACUACCUCUCUUAACUUAAAAGGAAGUGUAUUCUGCGAAUUUAAUACAAAGGAAUACCAGUUAUACUCACAAGUAACGGGCGUUUUCUCCUUGGUUCGACCGACGGAGCACGUGGCGUAAACUCCCAAGUUCGGCGGUUCAAAAAAAUCUUGCAUCAGGUUUUCUCAGUGCGUUAAUGGUCUGUGUCCAUUAUUUCCCAAGGAGGUGUGCUAGCCAAUGUAACAUAUCUUAGUAAUGAUUUACUUCAAACCCAUAUUUUUGCAGCCCGCGUGGUGUGCCCAUUUUUGUCACAAAAUGUUUAUCCGAUCAGUUUUAGGGAAAUGAAUGUUCUCAAACUGCGUUCUCGCACAGACUACCACUUUCCUAAUAAAAUGAUACUCCGCUAACGAAUUCCACUGGCCCGUUGUCUGUACAUAAAUCUUUCUACUCAAUCCAUCCUUAGUUCUUAUUGUUGGUGGCCUAAAGGCCAGGAAUCGACUAUGGGUCCGUAUGCAUGGAUAUACGAACGCGGUACGAUUGAGUUUCCUGCCUCUAUCAACAAAUCACGCCCUGGUCAUGCGAUGAGGGAUUAAAACAGAACAUGGACUCCAUCGUUUAAACGAGAGGCGGCUGGAUACUAUCGGAAUACACAGUUAAAACCAAAAAUAAUUUCACUAACACUAAUGUUGACAGACAUACCCGUAUUGCAAUACACGACUUUCAGCUCUUCACAUAAGUGUUAUAAAUUCAGUACGGAGCAUAUGCAAGCCCCCGUCCCUUUGUUUCUAUAUAGCAUGUGGUCUACUGACAAUGUCAAAGGCUGAUACAGCCGCACUUUCCAUCCGAUUCCGUCAAUGUUGUUUUCAACCCGGAGUCUUUUGACAAGCUUGCUGGUGCAGUUAUCGGCUGCCCAAGGAAUGCUCGAUGCAAAGCCGUCAAAGUCAGUCAUGUGUGUAGUAACUGUUUCAGUCCUUUGGUCCUCUAUUGGGCAAGAUUCUUUUUCGUAACCGCACCUGUUAGGCGUUGGGGUUGAAGGUUAAGGUCAGGGGUUAGGACUUAGGCUGGGGUCUGUCUGCUAUAGGUACGGCUAAGAAAUAUGAUCCGUCCCUCCAGUGGAAAAAUUUCAAAACAUUCUCGCUGCAGCGUUUGAACUCCCCUACCAAGGAGAUGAGCUCGCUGCGGUGCUGAAAAGUGCGCGUGCGGUAUUUGUCCAAGCAGAGCACUAGGCAGAAGUUUACGCGUAAUUUCGUGCUCUUACUCAUUCUUAAGUACGAUGUCUUAUUCCUCGCACCGAUAAUAACCAUCUUGUCUUCAGGAAACGAUGCACAAAAGAAGCAGCAGACGCCAACGGUACUGUAUGCUAUUCCGGCCAAUCAGGCCCUGCAGCAUCAACAUGCGCACCAGCUACAUCAGCACGUUAUUCAGACUUCCACUGGACCAAUGAUUGUCCACUCCGCACAGUUGGCCAGCUUGCAACGACAGCAGGGAAUUGCCGCCGGACUAAUUGGUCAGCCCCCCGGGCAUGCCCAGGGGAAAAUAGUUGGGGUAGUGCAGACUGCAGCCCUAGCUACGCCUUCGACGACUUCUACGCCUCCCCCCACGGCAUGCGAGGGGACAUUGGGACAAAGACCCCUUUCAGGAGGUGCUGCAAAAGCGAGUGGGAGAAUCGGUGAAUUAGUCUGCACGUGUCCCCCGGAGCUUCACCAGGGUAAGUUGGAUGAAAGGCUCAACUCGCAGCUGAAUGUGUCUAGUUGGAUCACAUGAUUAAUACAUGCGUCCCCCGCUCGGCUGACAAGGUCCAAACUAUCAGGAGCGAGGGCUGCAACCAAGUGUUACGUACUGUGUCGCUAACCCUGAACAGCGCAUGUCCGGUUGGAAUGAUUACAUGCGCAGCGUGUGGUGCAAUGAUGCAGAAAAUUGGACCGUCUCGGUGUAUUCAGUGAUUUCCGAAAGUUUAAGGGCUGGAGGAAAAGACAUCAUUUAAAGAAACGAAAGUCAGAGCCAAGACAGUUUGCUUCCUCUAUUCACUUUAAGUGCCUUUGGCCCUAGUAUCCCUACACGGUGUGGCACUGACGGCUUCGUAGGACGCAGUUUUAACUUGUCAAUAGAGUACGAUGGGACAACAACUACAGCAUAUCGUAAUUUGUAAACUUGCCCAUUUGCUCGCUACUAAUUGAUGUCCAUAUGGCAUUCAGCAUGCAAAUACUAUGUUUGAUGAGAGGAAUUUCACCAUCAUUUUUUCUAACCAAGAAAUGUGGUCAGUUCCCCGGUACUCAUUGCCAACCGAGUGCUGCAUACCGAUAACGCACUUGAGCGAAUAACCUUCUAAUCCAUACAGCUUCGAAAAGCAAUCCAGCGCUUUCAAGCCCACAUUUUCGGUUUCGUAAGGUUGGGGUGCGCGAGACGUCCUCCUUAUUAGAUAUUAUCUGAUCGUCAGUGUUAAAUAUGCCUUUGUUUUAUUAGUUGUAACAUGUAAGAAAUCUAUGCUGAGAAGCAGAUAACACAAUCAGGUUUUUAACUGUAAAGGCAGCCAAAUUAAAAAUAAUUUCAUAACGGAGCGGUUGUUAUCUGUAGAGUAUCCAAAACAAAAAAGUCAGGAAAUUACACUUUGUAACCAGUACUUUCAAUCUCGUCUGUUUUGUUCUGUUGACUUUUAGCUUCGUUCCACUAGAAUUCAGGGCGAAAGAGCACUUACUAGGCCUUGUAUUUUAUGAGUCAGAGGGAUUUUUCUAGGCAUGUGUAUGUCAGAUGGAAGUUAGGCCGAAAAACCGGAUAUAGACUUUAGCUCAAGGGAAUCCUGUUUCAGUUUCACGUCUGGCAAGCAUAGUAGAAGUGAAAAAUCUCCUCGGAAUUUCUUCGUUUACAUCUUAUUUUUUUAAGGCGUUAGCAUUAACCAGCCACUGGACGUAGUGGGUACCAGAAGGCUGCAGUGGCUGUGAGGUAGGCGAUGCCACAGAUAGGCUUACAAGCUAUCUUAUGGAGAAGCAGGUAACUUGACACCGGCAUAAGACGGGGGUCUACUGCCACGGUAGAGGCACGAGAUAAACGCACGCCUGACCACCUAGAUCAGCACGUAAAGAGGGGCAGCAGAGCGCUAACUCUCAAAAGAACUCUCAAGCGAAUUGAACUCAGGAGACACACGUAACUACCUUCCGAUCACACUGAUGGCCAAAGCCUAGCGUGCUCAUAAGAAGUAGGCAGAAUCAGGUUUCGUUAAUCAGUUUUCACCGUUUCCUGGACUGUGCGCUGUUGUAAAAGCAAUAUACGCCACUAGUUACCUGUGGUCAGUGCCUAGUGGAUAAGAAGUAACUUAACAACGUAUAUACGGAUUUUAUGGCAACAUGUAUUGGCGGUUAAAUAUGCGCACUGACGAUGCGAUGCUGUAGAAUGAUAUUCCGUGUCAUAUCUGAUAUUGUACGACAUCUGUGUUUUCGUAGGUGGUUGAUAAGAAGUCAUGUACCUUAAGUUGGCAUUAAUAUUUUAUCGUGCAUCAAAUAGCCAUAGGGAAUUCACGUUUGACAUCACCGACUACUUGUUAAAAGCCCGCUCAUACGACCUUAAUCAGCAUUAGCUACUACAGAGUAGCGAUAACAUAUUCUUAAACUGUCAGCGCACCUCCGACAAAUACGUGGGGUGAUCAAGUGUCACUCGCGUAUUUGUUAGAAACACCAUUUCCAGGUCCAAAUGUUUAUUCAAGUCACAAGGUGUACGGAAAAGUGAAACUUGCUGUAAUCUCCUUUUGUGAAAAAAGAUGCAAUACAAAAAUGACGUCAAACUUUAGCUCUGAUAUGCUGUUACUGAUAUAAAAUAUUCCGACAAAAGCAAUGGAGACUGGGAUGGCCAUUUCUUCUUAUUAACUGUCAUCAAUCAGGCAUAGCCAGCCCUAGUCGUGGGUGGUCUUAGGCUCGAACUAUUAAUCCAAUAGUAGUAAUACAAAUUUUGGCAGACAAACCUCCGCGCGAGGAGGCGCUAGCUUCCCCAUUUUUUAAUAAUCAGUGGUGUUUUGCGGGUAUGCUAGAUUUUGUUAAAAUGGUUUGAUUUUCCCUUGGAAGCGGUAGAAGACGCUUUACCGUUGACUUCUGGACUACGACAUGUAAACAUGUCCCAGCGCGUGGAUCGACGUCGCAUGUUGAUGACCAUGGGAAACGUUUAAGAUGACGAAAAUAAUCUAUACAACGCAGAAAAAGAGUUUCGGCCGCCGACACAGGCACUUUAUUUGUCAGUUACUAGGUACUCACUGCCUAAUGGCUCUGUGGUGCAGCCCGCGAAUUAAGGUAUUCGAGACCACGCAUAGAAGCUUAUCUUUCCGAUUAUUUGGCUUAGAGUCUGUAAUUAUUGUCUGUUAGCCGUUGCCUAUCUUGGUUAUGAUUAAGGGCUUGUUUAAGCAGAUAAUGUCGCAAGUGUACCCUAACCAAACAUUAACCACACCGAACUCCGUACCAAUGCCAAUGGAACUUACCCCACAGCAAUGGAAACAUUUGCGUGCCCCAUGUGUACGAUUUUCAGAAGCAUCGAGAUGGAAGACAACAUCAUGGGUCGGAUAUCUAAAGUUAUCCAGGCCUUCGGCCGUCUAAAGCACUCUAUCUAAAACCGUCGCGGCAUCCUACUCAACACAAAACUCCGGAUGCAUAGGGACAUCGCGCUUGUGUGGGGCGGAGACUGGACUGUUUAAGAGAGCCAAGCAAGAAGACAACCAUUUUCACCUCAGCUGGCUCCGAAGAAUACUGCGGAGUUAAAGUGACAGGAAAGGAUUCCUGAAAUCCCAGUAUCCACGCCAUGUUGAGAUAAAUACAACAGCAAUGGAGCGCCACAUUGUGAGGACGUACGACGGGCGGCCGCCCAGGCGGCUAUCCUAUGACGACUUAAAUGCGGGCGGUCGCAAACAAGGCGAAUAAAAGUGUCACCAGAAGGACACAUCGAAGACCUCAUUCAAGCUCCUACAACUCAACCCGGAAGAUCCGGGAACACCUCGCCAAAGAUCGUCAGGCGCGGCAGACUGUCGUAAAGACCGGAGCCAACCCAAUAGCCAUUGCUAAGGCAAUGAGAGGAGUCCGCAAGACGCAAAUGCACGCAUCAACGACGCAAGCAUCCAAGCUCUGCCACCGUGUGCACAAUGAUAGCAGACGUUCCGCGCAUGAAUAUUUCCCUUUGGACACGUGCAGACCUAGUGCAAUGUCAACACGACAAACCCAUCCCUCAUCUCACGACACAAAACCACUACCGCGACAAUUAGCAGCACUAGUGUCGACUCUCCUGCCGAUAUACAAAAAAAUACCACAACUGUCCCUUCGGAAAACAAUGCGGAUUGUUUCUAAACCGUCGACAUCACAAUGGCACUUUAGCAUCAACCACAGAUCUGGUCGAUUGCUCGUGAAUCUAUAGCACAGAGCCGGCGAACCACUUAUUUAGCUCCGGCAUACACCCACCCUGCACUCUCCAUCUGCCUCAAAUGCUCCAGGCCAUUCAUACACCGCAUGAAUCUAAUUAGUCAUAAGCAUACCUGUGACAGCAGAAUUUGCCGCAAAGUCAUCGUGAAAAAAUAACUCCCUAUGCCUGAAAACCCCUAUGCCACUAGCACUACCAAUUCAUCCACUACCACCAGCAUCGCUAUCACUGCCAAAGCGCCGGCUCACGAACCACAGGCCAAUCCUGACCCUUCGGUAAACGCGCAUUUGUAUAAAGUAUCGGCUCGACUGAACACCUGAAAAUCCGCCGUCAUCAGACUGAAAUACCAAUCCCAGGAGCCUUAAUGUACAGCUGUCGCACCCGAUUCACUUGCAUACACUGUCCAGGGAUAUCCCACCAUUUAAUGCGCCUAUUUGGCCAUAUGCUCCUUCGUGAAAACUGCGGUGGAACACCGCAGACCCUAUCCCACUAGCCCACACAUCCUACACGAACUCGCCUGUCACCUGGGUUACUAACUCGGUAUUCGAGAUAUGUACUAUGUGUAUAUGAAAUAACCGUGUCGAUCGCCAGUAGUAAGGCUUGAUGGUUCCUUAUUACUGUGCCCCCAACGACCCUCCUACGAACGUGAGGUUCAAGUCGUCCUGAAUUUUGUGAGGACCCGUUAUAUUGUAAGGAGCAACAUGGUCGCAUGCGGACCUUGUAGACGGGAUCAUGUAGCUGUCAGCCAUUUAGUCCUAACCCACUUUCGAUGGUCCUGACACCGUCUAGCGGUCGGGUUAUUGUGGUUGAGGGAGCAAAGAGUGGGAUGGAUGCAACGCAAGUCUGACUUACUAUAAACUACUUCACGCGCAAGUCCUCGGUGCCGCGUUCACCCCGUGGCGAAAUCAGUGGUCGUCGCCCGUUUCGUUCGAACUCUCAACUACUACAACUAUCAGGUCAUAUUCCGAUUAGACAUAGAUGCCAGGAAGGGGGUGGAUUAAAUAUUGCCUAAAGACAGGAGGAGCAGCGGCGAAAGCUCUGUUAGAAUGUCUACCCAAAUGGAGCUGGCGGCCACUGCGUUUCACAAUGUCUAGGUGGGUCGGAUUAGUGUUUAUGUUCGUCUUGGGAGAAUGCCCCAAAACUGAACCAUUUUGGUACUGACGUGAGGGCGUGCGAACGAAUACUGUCGCGUGACGGCUGGCGCUGGGAGCAGAAUAGCCACCAUGCAAGUAUACUUUUCAUCCCAGUGAUUAGAAAAUGCUGCUUCGCUAAAACAUGUCUUGCCUUGGACUCGAAUUCUUGUUGAUAAAUUAAAAAAUGAUCAGACAGUCCUGCCCACAGAAGAGAGUGUUAUCAUCGAGACAUGAGUAUUUGUACUCCCACGCACAGUAUACCGGAAUGUCUUCUGUACUGCGAACGUUAAGGGACCUGCGCAUGCACGUGAUUGGUCCGUCGUCUGCUAGCGACAGCACCAGUGACAUCUUAACACCAUCUAGUGGUGAGUCAUGCAUGUCCGUCCGGUGAGCGUUCGCACCACGGCGUCCUCGUGGUGACUGCCGCACCGGGUAUCGCACGCCUCGCCAUACACCCGUCUGAUUGUGCUCUUGGCCGGCAUUGACGCAGAGAUCGUUUGAUCCGAUACUGAACGACGUGAGAAUUGAUAAAACAGUCCCUGCAAUCGCCUUGCUGUGCAUCCAUCAACUCAGCCCGCUGCGUCGACUGUGAUAGGGUCAUAUUCGCGUCCAGUUUACGCGACGCCGUUAACGCUGGGUGCACAAUUUGAACUACAAGCUGGUGUUCGUGUAUUUACUUUUGCGGUUGGUAGGCAGCAUUCCCUCUAAGUGCAGUAGGAAUCAGUUGUUUGUUGUCAGGCUAUGAGCAACUCAAGUCUAGCGACGGCUCGAGGAGCAAUCUCAGAGACAUCUUUUGAGUUCACAAGACUCCAACGAGAAAAAGGCUUUCCGUUUCCCCACGUGGAUGACUACGACUUAUUUCCAUGAGUAUUUGCGAAUAUUAACUAAACCAAAGGCACAUUCGAGGAUAAUUAUUCUCAGUCCCUUUGGCUGCUUUGAUGGACAAUGGGUUUCCAUUCACCAUCACGGCCUUCGAAGUGAAGUCUUUAUGUGUUUGCCGAUGAUUUCUACAGCAUAUACUUACCUAAAGUGUGAUUUUCAACAAUGUUGACUUCCGACGACAACCGCAAUGGAAAUGAGUUUCUCCUGUUCCUUUAUUUAUAUUAAAACGUAAUUCCAGCAAACAGGAUUUCAAUUGUCCAUUACCUGACGCAACGAAAUCCGUUCUUGUUAAAGAACGCUGGUGGCUGGUUGAGCUUUUGGAAGUCCUAUUUACUUGGCAGUGGGUGAGCUCGGGAAUCACAUGUGUGAGCACUUUGCCUACGCCCGUAGCUCAACCGAAGAACGCAGGCAGCACAGCCCUGCCAUCAAAUUGAUCGCAAUUGCACCGAUCAGCAUCGGCCACUGUUAUAAAAUAUUUCAGAAGUAUUUGCUAACGUGAAAUAACUGAAGGCCGCAGAACACACUCACAGGUGCCCUUCGGGCAUAGCGGGAACAAGAGUUAAAUAUUCAGUCCGUCAACGAACAAGAAAGCUUUGCCAGCUUCCAAAGUGCUAUCAACGGUGGGGACCAGAAUGUGACGUAACACAUGAAACAUUAACGAAAUUUCCGUCUGUGGUAGAAGCGAUUGCUCAGUUGGGAAUGUGAUGUUGAUUAUCAUACAGCUCAAUCUCGGGAAAUUGCAUUCGUGGCCGAAUGUCGGCGUUUUAGUGCGUUUUCGUCCACUCACUUGUGCAAAUCUUGAUCGUUAAAAAGUGGUCACCCAAACAAAGUUAACUUUUUCAUUGGUUUUAGUUGUCUUCAUAAACCUACGAAUAUUUUAUAGAGAACACGGACAAUGCACUUUUUCGUGUGCUAUACUUGCACCAACUUACGUUUUCCUUAAAUUGCCCAAUCAAAAAGAGUACCACCCGGUUUUAAAACGAUUUAGGGUUCUCGGAUAAUUUGAAAUUUAGUCCCUUGCAUCUAGUUUUAGAGCCUGCAAACCUUUGUCUACUAACUUUUUAUUUAGAAAAAUAAUAUACUCCUUUCUAGUGAUAAUGGGACGCCAAAGAGUGCUGAGAUAAUCUUAAGGGAACAUGAGUCCCGCUGUAUGCUAUAUGAGAAACACUCGUAAGCAGAAAUACACGAUGACUUCCUAAAAGGUCUCCCACUUCAUGUUUUUUUUUAAACCGGACGAUAUCUCUUUUCUGGCGGACAGUUUGAAGAAAAUGCAAUAUACUGAAGCAUUGGCCUUAGUCAAGAUACUCUGUAACGUAUAUUUGGAUCAGUUAAAGCAUUGAAUAUCAAAAGAAAAAUUGUAUUACUCAAGUAGCAAGUUUUAGCGAGCAUGAUUUUAGGGUAACCGUAAAGAUGCGUAUUCAAAACUGAAUGAUGAUAAAUCUUGCAAACGUACCUAGGUAAGGUUGGACAAGCUUUUGUAAAGCAUAGUUCUAGUGUUUGGUUGAUUAAUUGUGGUAGAUGGGACAUUCAACGUUAAAUAAGAUCUUUGCUUAUCAAUAAUAUUUGCCUUUAGGGAAUAUCGCCUCAUCGGAUGUGCUCAUUUUCUGAGACCAUAUCCAAUUUAAGACGCAAUUUUAUACAUUUAAAAGGAGGUGAGGCAUUCAGGAAGUGCGCUAGAUUAUUUAUUAAACAAGCAGCCGUCGCAAACGCCUUUUGUGGCAUGCAGAGGUAGAGACCAGCUAGUUGUUCUGAAGUAUUGCUACUCAUUGUGAGCUGUAACUACGAAAACUGGUUACUGCGCGGACGACAGGACGUGAUAUUAAGUAAAUUUAUAUCGGGGGUCGGGAGCAUUUGUGCAGUUUUGUUAACGUCCAGACCAUAUGCCCAGCUCCUCUUAUUGGAACCUCGGACAUAGUCACUGCUGGUCGUGGUACUUGCAAGUCUCUCCUUCUGUAGGCAAUCACAGUUUUAUGUACUGAAUUGCCUGAAAUUUUUGGUAUUUAGGCCGUAUUCAUAUUCAUUCUGCAGCCCUAGCAGAACAACAGCAAAGACAACAGAAUCAGCAGAACGCUCUUCUACUGAAUCGAUCGAACCAGUUAUCUGACGCAGCACCCUUACACCCCCAACCAUUCUCUGCUCAAUCUGAACAGAAACCUUACCACGGCAGGUAAAUUUACAUAUUUUGUUGUCAUGUCUUUGAAUUUUAGCUCACAUGUUACGUCUGCGAUCAUUCAAAUUUUUCAAAAGUUUUCUUUACUGAAACAUGCUGAAGAUAGCAAACGCGUCAAGAAAAAAUUGGCACAUUCCGGUAGAGGUUGUAAACAUGCCGUAAAACAGAGCCGACUUUGUUUCCAAACACCAAUAGUCCAGCUCAUGAACACUUGGGUGGGUUUUUGAUCCCAUUUGAUUACUUUCUCAACCUCGACCAAAAUCGACUCCGUUAUUUGACGGUCCUCGUAUCCCUGUAGGUUCGUCAUGAAAUGAGCGUCUCUGAACUUUAUCACAUUUUCUUUUAUAGAAUACCGACGCGAAGUCUUCUUGCUUAAGUCAAAAUUUAGUUUGAUUGCAACUUUUGAAAUAAAUUUUAAUAUAUCCACUCAUAGAAACAGCUGAGCUGCACUUCUGCUGAUUUUUCUUAUAUAAAAGCAAACCUAAAAAUAAUCAAAAGGGUGCUGUAAAAAUUAAGAAGUCGACUUAUAAAACAUAAACUAAAAAUUCACAAUCACAUCCGGGGAGUCCCGUUAACAGUCACCAGCAUUGUCUAGUUUGAGCAUUCGGGCUAACUAGUCUCUCGUCACUUUUUUCCGCCAUAAAACUGUCAUACUCGACCUCCGGUCCAUUACUACCUGAAGUUAGAAUGCGGACCCAUGCGGUUUUCCAGGUGUUAUCUUUCAUAUAAGCCAGAGGGUCGCCUAUUGUUAGCUGUAGUCAGUUAUCUUUAAAUGGGCAUGGAAGUAGUGAUCGCUGAUUUGCCAUAGUCUGAGGAUAAGUGUCAGACUCUCUUGCAGCCAGAAACCUGUAUCGCAUUUUCCCUAUUCUCUGUCGUUAAUACCACUUUAGUGUUCAUUGCUCGUCGGCAUACGACCGGCGUUCCAAAGCCAAAUAAGAUGUACCUUGUUCUGAGCCGUAAUCUCCUUUACUUGCAUGCGACUGCGUCAUAGUUGACCAGUUAAGGUCCAGAACGGUCUUUAGCACUGCGGUGAUGCCGAAUGGCGCUGACAGUUUUUGACCUUAUCUUGCCUUCUUGCUGAUGAUGUCCUAAACUAGAAAGCUAAUUCUGUUCAUUGACAACAUUAGAGCGACUUAAAAUGAAGCAUCAAACGAUAGCAGCCAAUAAACUCAAUGAGCACCAGAAUUCUGCAGUCACUGGAUGCUUUCGUCAUAGAGCUUAGAGGCAUGCGCUUUGUAUGGCAAAAUAACGAAUCAAUGGUUUUUUACCUAACUGCCAGAUCAGCAUUAGUGAAGGGAAAGUAGCCCAUUGUUUCCAUUAAAAAAUAAUCAGACCGAUGGCAGAAUGUUAUUACCGACAAAACGGAACGAGUGAGUUCCGUAAGAACGAUCGGGGAGCGCCCCUCCACCACUUUUUAUUCCCGAUCGAAACCAACAGGACAAAGAGCGCGUAGCUCAGUGGUUAGAGCCGUUGAACGUCUAACUAACAGGUCGCGAGUUCGAGCUCCAAGUGUUACACACCCCGGGGUUGGGUAGGACUGGCUGACGACAACGAAUAAGCCCAAAAUGACCAUUCCAGUCUCCCUUGUCUUUGUCAGUAAUCACAUUCUGCCUACAUCAUGCACCGCUGUGUGGCUGCCGACUAGGCUCGAGGGAGAGAGAGAGCAAGUAAGGCACACUAGAACGAGUGACUUCCGUAAGAACGAUCGGUGAGCGUCCCUCAUCAAACAGAUUCAUAUAUCAAGAUUUUUGGAAUUGAAGUUCAAGUAGCAGGCCCACCAAUUCUUCCCAAAACCUGAAAUGUACAUCAAGGAGGACGGUUUGAGAUUUGGCUUUUGAAACACGGUAUUCACCAGCGUUAUCAGAAUUGCGCGGCCCGCUAGACAGACUGCCUGCCCGCCAACCAACAUUUAGGAAGGUAAUAUACUUGGGACUCUCUUCCGAACUUAGUGAAGCUGCCACACAGUAAUUGCCUAAGUUGCCGAUACUCCUGGCGAUGUAAAUUUGGAACAUGCAUAAAGCGUGUGUCAAGGAGGUUUCAGGUUAUUACACUUAGUUUAUGUUCACCGAAACUCAAAGUUCGAACAGAUGAUCUUUCGAAUGCACUAGGCACACUUCAUUAUCUGCUACCUUUACCAUGGCGCACAUUCCGUAAAUACGUGACAGACACAAACCGGCUUUUACCAUCUGUGCUAGAUUUGUUGUCUGCUUGCCAAUGCAGCACUCUACAAGACGGAUGUUCGAGAAUUCGGCGUAUCCCACUAAUGCACACUCUACCAGCAUAAACAAAACUCGUUUAGACCUUCGACGAACGCAAAACACUUAGAUCGACUCCCCUAAAUGUAAUGCAUGCAUGGACUGCAAGUGUGAGUGUGUUUCCUCGUGCAGUACCUCCUUGUUUACUUAAACUCCAGAUAAGUCAGUUCUUAUACUGCAAAAAAUAAACUACUUUCUGGAAUUGCGUGGCAUUUUCUUUAAAAUGAAGGGGCAAGACGUCCUUUUAUUUUUGUAUAUUAAUGGACACCCGUCCGCUAGACCACAUAACUACUCCACUGAUGACGCCGGGACUUUAGCUUUUUACAUUUUUCGAUGAUUUCUUCUUUGCAGGAGGGAUAAAGGUUAAAUCUCUUCAACAGCAUCUGGGAUUUGUCCUUUACACAAACACUUUACUCCUGAUAAUGCUUUAUAUGACCUUCUCAAUCGUAUAUGUAAAUAGGAGUUUGCACGUAUUUUGUUGGAAACUUCGUAUCAACUGAGCUACAGUUAUUCGACCUUAAGCUUUCAAUGACUUUCAUAAUGAAUACCUGUCUAAGAAGAAGCUUCAUCACAUAUUUCUCUUCUGAAUUUAUACAGACCUUUAGCAAGGUGUUUCAUGUCCUAAGGAACAGGGGCUAAAUGGAAAGAAACUUUGACGUGCAGUAUGCUUUUUAUUCGCUUAUACUCAAAAAGAAGUUUGCAUAAGGAUGUGACGGUAAAGAGAUGCUGGCAUCAAUAGGGCACCGAAAUCUAUUUGACCCUUUUCACGUGUUAAUAACCUAGACAGAAAAAGUAACGUCCACAGUAAGCAUAACGCUCACUGCUCGUACAUAUAAACCGAUUGUGGUUUUAAAUAUAUCAGCAAGCAUUUCUAAGCAUGAGCAGUCCUUUCACUGAUACGAACCGCCUAAAUUCUUUUGCUAUGCUCACAUUUUAAUACGGUCAUUGCGUUUUAAUAGGCAUGGCAUAAUUUCUCGGUGUGUUCUCUAGCAACGUAUAAUAAGAGCGUUCUACGAUUUCUCGCCAUAGUAUGACCAGUACUACUAACAGUUUCAACGUCAUUGCGAAGAGUGACGCUUGCGGCUCCCUGUGCGAACGUAUUUUGAGAUACGUGUGCAAUCGGGAUGUCAUUUUGCCGUUUGCAAAUAUCUUCUAGUUUGAAAUUCUAUCUUAGCCCCCUUGUAUGUAUUAUGGUCUUAUCGUAUUUUAAAUAUCCCAUUAGAGUUUCAAAAUUAUCAGCGAGCAUUUCUUAAGGGAGAGUUUCUGAUAUAAUUGUAACAGUCACUACGGCCGAACUUGCAUUUUACCAGAAUCUGUGCUGCUACACAUUGAGCUACAUUUCCUUACAAAGUUUUGAGCUUUAGUUUGCCGCUAGGAAAAUCUGUUCUUCUAGCAGAAAUAACUUUUCCAAAACUCUAAGAGUACUAUGCUUAACUUUUUUGUUCCCACCAUACUCAAAAUAAAAAUUGAGCCCAUUCUAAUAGCUAGCGAAUGGAAGACAGAUUUUUUCCCAUAUUAUGACACUGGCGUUAGUAACAACUGGGCAACUAAUCAAAACAGGUGAAUGUCAACGAAACGAUACCUAGACGUAUUUAUUUAAUACAGAACGAAUGAAGGUCAAACAACUAUGCAGAAAUUUCUACACUGAGCCUUUUCCGUGUCUGUUUUCCUGAUUCCAGCCUAGAAGUUUAGGACUCUAUUUUACACACUUUGUGUUAAGUAUAAUUCAGGUAACGUGCAAUUCUAACUGACGUCACGGAAAAAGAAGAGGCGUUUAGACAAAAUUAGGUGCUGCCCACGAAGUUGAAGUUUGGUGGUGCUAACCCUUUGUCAAAAGAAAUAAGUAAUGGCGGGUCAGAUUUCCAGAAUAGAGCCUUUGGUAGGGUAGAGUUACAUCAAAAAGCCUACGUCCAAGACAGUAUGAUGGGCAAUAGGUCAUUUAAGUGCCAGAGUAGGGAUUUAAUCUGACUUUUUGUUCGAAAAGGAGAAAAAUGAAAGCAGUAAGAAUAAGUAUUCGGACAUAAGUUAGCACCUGCUGCUUUAAGGUCAGUGACCCGUGCACUCAGACCUUCGUAGUGAGCACUCAGAACGACACAGUUAUUCAUACUACUUGAGUUAAAGUACCAAGCCCGAGAAAUUCCAAUAUCUAUCCUUUACCGAUCAUUACGAUCGUUUUAGUGCAGUUUAAGCGUCAUAUCAACGAACACAUUAUGGAGUUUUGAGUCGCAGUUACGAACUUAUAGCCACCAACACACCCAGUUAGCUGUAUCAGUAGCACCGGGCCCACGUACGCCAAUCAUCCUUUCCGAUCAUUAACAAUAUUAGAGUUCUUUCGUAAACCUUUUGUAGUUUUAACUAGAUUUUAUCUUAGCCAGAGGUAAAUAGCAUAAGACUGUUCCCAUUAUUAAAAGAGAAAAGUCGUUUCGGCUUGUAAUCAUCAGGCGUGUAGGUUCAAUGGGUCAGAGGUAGUCAAGUAUUGACAUGUGACAGUUGUUUUCACCAGUUCACCCCAAUUUCAUUCUGGGAUGAGAGCCGAUUUCAUCGUGGCACAGAUCUCCAGAUAUAGAGCCCACCUGUAUGAAAAGCUCAUUUUGAAUCAACAGUGCGCCUUCAUGUAUAUUUGAAAUAGCAAUUAAAAAGGAUCAUUUUAGUGUUCCUAUAUUUGCUGGUUAUUUUUUAAACAUAUCUAUUUGCUUGGCCGCUGUAAAUCGGCCUUGUGAAACCAACUGCUGACAGCUCCUUUAUUACUACUGCAAAAUGGCAUAGGCGAGUAUCCUCAUGAUAGUAAUUUCAGGAAUACAGCUACUGACAAUCCAACUCGAGCCAAUCUGGCAUUACGACAUAUAACGAGCAUGCUGGUGUAACAAUAUGACCUUAUGUGUCCUUAUUCGGCUUGCCGAGCCGCUUUGGACAGGUAUCAUCGGGAAAAUCUGUCCAUAUUUUUCCCGAGUUAUUGCUCGUCUCAUCUUUUCCCAUCUAAUUUCCUCAAAAACCCCUCAAUACAAUCAACUGAGCCGAAUAACUGCAUUGACGGGGACCGACAGCUGCUGCGACAUCCGUCUAAUAAGGAGCGGACCGUAGAGAAGGCUUGGUGAUCAACAGUGCGUUGUGACACAUGUCUAUCAAUCCACGGCCCGGGCGGCAGGGCAGAGCAAAAGAAAUUGCCCUGAUCCCAUCCUCGCGGCAGUUCUCCCCAGCUGUAGCCAACUUGGCAACCAGCGCUUCGGCAAGCUUUGGGCAUUUUUUCGAGCCGGCGGUCGGAGCGCGGCUGGAAUUACGACCUUCGCACACCUGCACACGCUUUGGCCUUCAGUGGCCAGGCAUGGCAGCUGGCAGCGAUGGGCAGACAGCAACCAUGCCGGCCCGAGUCUGUCAGAUUUUUCUGGCGCAGGCGGUGUGCGAAAGUUCAGCAGGAAGCGGAGGCAGUCUGAUACUAGAGAGCUUGCUAGACACAAUGGCCACAAGCUGAAAUGCGAAUAGAAUCAUUACGUUUUCUUUUAACGCUAGUCCUUCCAUUCGCAUUCUGACCUCAGGACUUUGAGAAAAGCAACCUAAACCUAAAGUGAUGAGGACUGCGUGGUGCGAUUGUCGUAGGCCAAAAGGAGUAUCUGUUAAUUUUUUUCUCCUAGACCAGAUUACUAGAAUAUAUGGUUUGGUGUCAUUGCACGCCCGUUGCAGCCAGUUAUACGCACGAAAGUAAGGCAAUUUUUUUCUAAGGUAGGCUUACGUCGUCUUAAGAAAAGUAUACUUAUCUAAGGUAGUUCUCUGUAUGCUGGGGUCUCAUGAUAUUAUCGAGUGGACAUUAAAAGAUGUGCCGAAAUGUGCUAGGUCAUUUAUUGCGCCUAAGAGAGAGAAGUGAUAAAUUCUCUUAGGCCUAUGAUAGACACUUUUUGCGUACAUUAUGUCGACAGAUUUGUUUUCAAAAAUUUUGAAAUAGCUUGCUCUCUGCGGCAGGGAUUGUAACAUUUUCACUAAAAUUGUGAAGUUGUCACUAAGCGUGUGAGUCAGCAAAUGUAGGUUUUCCAGUACUUAAAUGCGAGGCAAGAUUCUUAAAGAUAAACCAUCACGUUUGCUUGCAAGUUCACUGACGCUCAGUGUUAUGAGGCAUCCAACUACGAUUAAAUAUUUAAAUGCCUCGACUAUUUUUCCACGAGUUAUGAAGCUCGGUCAUGUUUAUUGGCUGGGGAUUCGUAGAUGAGUGAAAAUGAAUAUAAUCAUAAAAGCUUUCUCAGAAAUAUCUAUUUGAAAUCUGUUUAAACUGGCAGACUCUGUUUGUAAGAUCCUCCAGUAAUUAAGCAUGUUCUGGUUGGGUGUCAACCCACAGUCGACGAUGAAAAUAUUCUAUAAAAGAAAAGGAGAGUUUCGGCUCGUAAGCGUCCAGAAACUUUUACCGUGAACCGACAUCGGAUCGCAGAUGCUGGAAAGGGACCUUGCAUACUUGUCCACUGCGCACUCGGUUUCGCACCUGCCGGUUGUGCCUACUAGUUAAUAUUGCCUAAAAUUAGGGGCGAAUUUUAUGAUUUAAAACAACGGUUCUACUAAUAUUGCUGGGUGAACUGGUUGUCCACAGAGGAUUUCUACCUGGGGUAGACCUCAGUAACCUUCCAGUGCAAAUCAAGAUGUAAGGAAUUCUGAUUAAUUAUCUUUCUUGACGCGCGUACUUUUGGUAUCUCAGAGAGCUGUGCGGAGCACAAGGCAAAAUUUCGGAUGAUUAAUAGUCUGAUAUUUUAUGCCUCUUCGGGUUUCCUAUGCAUGCCUUAAAUUUACAUAAGCCAAUAUUCUAGAUAUUCAGACUGCCAGACCUACCGAGGAUUUCUUGCAAUACUAUGUUCUCCCCCAAAGAUGAUUUUGUCUCAUGUUAGAUGAUCAUGUUCAUUUUUACGGAAGCACAGUCAAAAGAUGUAGAUGCCAGCAAAUUUUGUUACAGCUGCUCCUGUGCCUUUUGCGGUAUAGCAGACUUUGGUAGUGAAGACUUUAGAUUUAAUUGCCCUUAUUCGAAUUCUUUUUACCAUUGCGAGCAGCGAAUUCAGAAUGUCAACAUUACUGUCUUUUAGGACUUUGAUUGCUCGCGAGUGCCAGGUUUUUACUUAGCAGUCCCCCUUGUCGAGCACAACGAUGAAUCUGCAGAAUAACCAAUUCAGUCGUCGUCCUUAUCUCUUUAAGUGCCUUUUGAGCUUCUGUUAGUAACGCGUGAGUUUUAUGGUGUUACAUGGGCGGCGAGAUGACGUAAGGUAAACUUAGAUCUUCCGGCUCAUUGAUGUUGGAGGUGCUUCUCGAAAAGCCCCCUAAAGCGCAAACCUGAAUUAUUGAUACACUACGAUUUGGAACGCAUUACAGCACACCAGACAAUUAAGGGGCUCAGCCACUGCGCCUUCAUAGUUUCUUUACGAACAAUGGAUACCCACAUCAUUUUAUUGAACAAAGCAGGCAGCGAGCGAAAAGGAGACAGCUAAUGCAGCAGCAACUCGAAAUCUGACGAACCACUAUCUACCUUAAGACGCGUUGCAACUUAUCGACGCAUCGACAGUUGCCUAUAUUGCAAUAUUGGGGACAGCAAAUGCAUUAGGGAAAUCAGACGGAAAUUGCAGAGGCACCUACAGGUGCGCAAAUUAACAAUUCGGAGUGCAGAGUAAGACUCGCAACUUGCAAUGUGCAGUCGAGAAUUAAGGCCUUUUUGUCCUCUGGAAAACGAGUACCUUAAUUCGAGGUAGCUCAAUGACAGAGCGGUUAACAAAUGAAACGUAGUUCUUUGAUUUCGAUUCUAUCGAGAAGCAUGCUGACCUUUCUCUGGCUUAUAAAUUUGUACGUCAUUGCGCACACAAAAGUAAGUACAAAAUCACUAUACUUAACUUAAUAAAACCGACAAGAUAUUGGCCGACAACGAGUUUCCGUGACAUGAGAGUGGCCGAGCCACUUAACUAGCCUUAACCAUCCUCUUCGACUCAACUACCAAUGUAUGCAGUUGUCGAACUCACAGAGACCGCUUAAGUCGUAGGCGUAUCCCUGUCGCUACGACCCUCAGGCCCAGUCUCGAGUAGGAAGAGCAGCAAUUAGGUGACUUUGGCUGUGAUACGAUGAGCAUAGUACAUUUCUUUAACAAUAGAGAAGCUCCUAAAGUGUUGACAUGACUUUUCCAAAGGCAUUGAUCAAGAGUUUGGCACCCAUGUUGCUCAGAAAUUAACCUGUUUUAUAAUAUGCACGUUCUGUUUUCGCUUGUUGCGGCAUAGAUUUUAAUAUUUACCACGGACUAUAGUUUCAGCUCAUUCUCCAGAAGAAUCGUUCUUGCACCGUUGACAUUGCAAUUACAACAUAAAUAAAAAUUAAGUCGAUGAGCAAAACCCCAAGUUCAUUUGAGUUACAAGUGACCCUCAAGUAUGACCAAUUACGUGCGAUGUGCUCUAUCUUACCUGAAUGGCCAACGGCCGAACUGUACUUCAGAACAUUUCAAUGUGCAGUGAUUCUUUCUCCACCACUUAGACCGUGCCCUAUUAGUUUUACCCCUCCUGACCUCACACAUGUGUAACUCUAUGUAUAUUGCAAAAACGGAUAGUUUCAAAUGGUGUAGGGUACCCUCUGUCUACAAUCUCUGUAAACUCUGCAUCUCUAGUGCCUCUAUCGGCCAAGAGGCUAGUCGAAAUGCCACUCUGCAAUCCAGUCAGCAAACAUUUGGACGGCUCUAAUUUACGAUAUAAAGCUUUUGCAAUUCUCCCUUACAAUAAAAACCGUCAUAUCUCGGUCUACCAUCAGAGCAGUUGCAUGCUUCACUCCUCCACCAAUGUUACUGGAAUGAGUCGCAUUCUUGUUAAACUCUGCAAUCAUGCCCAUGUAAAUAUUGAAGAGGUCAAACUCGGCAAACUUUUGUCUUUGAUUAUUCCUCGUCAGGCCUACAGAACAGUCUAAGUUACGGAAGAGCAGCAAAACUCGAAAACAGCCAAUCAACAGCAGUCAUGAUGGAAUGGGGGUUGAGGGCGUUAAGGCACGUCACACCUAGGAGUAAUCGCAGAAAGGGUCGUGGAAGGAGGGAGAAGGGGAAGGAAAUCUGCCAACGAAUAAUGCCUGCCUUGAAGAAGGAGAGAAGAUCGCCAGGACAAGAGCUUUACUAGCCUUACGUUUCAGAUUCCUACUCGAAUCCAUCAUCAGAUACAAAAAAGCAGAAACGGGUGGUUGUUGCACAAGGAACUGCGGUAUUUAUAGGAUGCAGUAGCUAUGCUACCGCAUACCUAUGAACAUUCACGGCUCCCCCCUUCAUCCGGGAUUGUUACACUUGGUGUGAUCAUUGCUUGAUGGCCGACAUUCGAGUCGAUAAUUGCUGCAAUUUCAUCACGUGCGUUGGUUGUUGGCGUGAUGAUUGCUCGACCAUCUGACGCACCGACCCGGGUGUUGGGAUAAGUGUUCACCUCUGCCCUCCCCGCAUGGCUUGUUACUCUGCCUAGGCGAAGUUUAGCACGGAGUAUGGAAUGGGAAGCUCGUUGCACUUGUUGAUAGACUGGGGGCCAGUAAACCAUGAUUCCAGUAGCUCCCGGCUCACGCGGUUGUCAGAUCUUGCGAGAAUUUCGGCCUCAUCGAAUUUGAAUGUGUGGCCGAAUCUCGUCGAAUGGGCCGCAACUUGAGAGCUGGCGUCAUUUCUGCGCACCGCUGCCGCGUGUUCGGCCAUUCUCGUUCGGAGCUGUCUUCCGGUUUCUCCGACGUAGUUGCUUUGUCCGCAACUGCACCAGAUCCGAUAAACGACUCCAGACGUUUCUAGCCGUGGCAGUGGGUCUUUCGGUUUCAUGAUCAGACGCCUGAUGGUUGCCUCCGGUCUGUGUGCCAUUCCAAUCCCAAGUGGUGCGAGAAGGCGGCCGACAGCUUCCGAAACGUUCUUGACAUACGGAAGUGCCCGCCAAGACUUGGUGUCCGUGCGGUUAGGCCUUUCGUCCCUUUUGCGUAUGCACCGGUCGACGAAGUUGCGCGGGUAGCCAGUGGCUUAGAAGACCCGUCGGAGGUAUUGUAGUUCAGCAAUUUUGUCUUUUGGCUCACUGCAGUGCGUUUCGACACGACGAUAGAGCGUCCUUACACAACUGCGUUUGUGGCUGAUUGGGUGGUUACUGUUGAAGUUCAGUACUUGCAUCGUAUUUGUCGCUUUCCUGAACACUUUGGUUUUUAGUUCACCACGCACGUGAUGAAAUUGCAGCAAUUAUCGACUCGAAUGCCGGCCAUCAAGCAAUGAUCAUACCAAGUGCGACGAUCCCGGAUAAAGGGGGGAGCCGUGAAUGUUCAUAGGUAUGCGGUAUCAUGGCUACUGCCUCCUUUAAAUACCGCAGCCCCUUGUGCAACAACCACCCGUUUCUGCUUUUUUGUCUCUGAUGAUGGAUUCGAGUAGGAAUCCGAAACGUCAGGCUAGUAAAGCUCUUGUCCCGGCGAUCGUGUCUCCUUCUUCAAGACUACUUCCUGGGACUCGUCUCUUCGCGUCUAUUGAAUAAUGCCUGAGUUUCGUCAGUACAAUCACUGACAUGUCUGACUGUACCCCGUUCCCAUAUAAUUGUACUGGUCUGAAGAGGAUUUAUGAAAGCAACGUGUACACGCCAACUCGUCUUCUGAAUGCUACUAUGGGAAUUUUCGCAACCCCAAUGUCAUUGUCCACACAACAGCAACUGAAGGCGCAGAUGUACAUCGAAGAGGUCUAAAAGAGCAGCCUAUCUUUACCUGUGAGGCGAUAAAGCGGAGUACUUGGCGGCUGGAUACGUAAGCGCAAUAGCACAGUUCCGACGACUUUGCAGAAAGUCGUUGAUCAGGUAUCCUCAAACGGUAAUGCGAAGAAAACCUCCUUCAUUUUAGUCAUCGGCACUCCGUUUUUUGGCGGACGUUCUUGAUUUUAUCUCGUGGUACAUAUAUUCUGGAAGUCAUUUUCUAGUGGAGUGCCUCUUAUAAAUGCCUGUUUGUUCCGCUGUGUAUCCGCUGUACGUCCUCUCUUAGCUCGGUAGGUUACGAAGAGGACGGAGUUGCAUUUCUGACUUAGAGGGAUUGAACUGUAGAAAUUUCUAUAUUGGCCUGCCCACGUUUUCUUGCGAAAUACACCUCUACAAAUUGUUUCUUCAGAGAUCCAGAAAAGGAAGAUAUUCUCUCUCCUUCCUCACAAGGAACGUUGUGGCUGCAUGGUCAAACCAACCCCAUUCGUUAUCAAAAAUGUCAUCAAAAUAUCGAGAAGAUGAGCUGAGCAUUUUAGGACUGAAUAUGGUCUAUCCUUCUAGUUUUCCUGUGGACACGUGCGCUAGAAGGGGCGCAGGAGGUGGUUCAUCGCUAAGUCGUCGACAUGGCGGUAAAAUCGGCCAUCGAAUCUGAAUCGAGUAUUCUGUGUAUAGCGAAUGAGAAACUCCUUUGGGACCGCAACCGGUGCAUCAAGUGGAAAAUCCUGACCAACAGUCUCAUCACAAAUAAUCAAUUGUAUUCAUGAGGAGACUGUUGGUUAACGACUGCGAAACAUCUAAAGAUAGCGCUAAUUUAUUUCUGGGGUUUGUCUCUAUAACGCAAGUUAUGGAUCAAAAAGUCCCGGUAGUCUGUGUUGUGUUGCUUUGUCUCGAGUCGGCUUAAGUCUUUCGGUCAACCACGCUGCAGUUAUGUGGUAAAAUAAAUUGCCCACGUCUAGUAUUAGCCGCAUGGAAAGGUAGGAUUUGUGAAUCGUUGACAAACCAGACAACCUUGGAUGCUUGUGCUGGUGGGCUCGUGAGAAUCGAAUUUUACUUUAGUAAAGGAACCUUGGUUUUUUCAUUUUCCGGAGAUGUGUUGCAAGCAAAACUUUUAUAAAUUCGGCUUGAUUCUUUCGAACCUAGUCUAAUCAGCUAGGACUGACUCGAUGUUCGAUAUACAAGCAUUUUUGGUAGAAUGAUCAGGUUAGAAAUUGAAAAAUUUCUUUAGAGUAUCUCAUUUUGCAUCUGUACCUUUAGAACUUCAAUAUGCUCUGCUUUGGAACUGUGUUCUCUUUCGGUUGUCGGAAGAUGCUUUCUAUUCUAAAUAAACAGAAAGUUAAAUUUUCGUUCCAAUUAGCUCGUUUGUCCUACUGAAAUGUGAACUUAUCUAAAGGCAAAUUGAGAAUCCUCUAAAUUCUCCUCAGCCAGCCCAUACUAGCAUUCGCUUUUGUCCAUAUCAAAAAUGGUAAACUAAUCAACAGAAUUUUAAUGGUAACUACGGCCAAAAUAUCCUCACUUUCGGGAAAUAUUGUUGCAGUUUUUAACAUGCGGUUUCUUUACCCCAGGUUCAUAUUUGCGCGAAAUUCUACACACAUGACUUUCAGCAUUAAGGCCCUUCUUAUUUUAGUAGCAAAAGUAGUCAGAAUUAUUCUGUUUUCUUUCUACAGUUUUCUCGGAACUGACUGUGCACCAUGUCAAGCUGAGAGGGAAGCCACCCUACUAAGCAAUGGAGGCAAACCCGGUCAAACACAACCCUUUGCUUGGGGCAACAGAGUCAUUAGUGAAGGCUGUACAGAUACCUGUUUACCAUGCAGAAACCAGAAUUCCGAUGCAGAAUCACAAGUCAGUUAUCUUGUUGCACUCUUCCAGGCGUUGAAGGCCUCCGGCGUACAUGCUGAUUCCUUCAGCAGCGCCCUAUGUCGACUGGGCAUCACGGCAGGCGAGAAAGGUAUGACAAUUGUAGACACUCCCUAAAUGCCUAUUUGUCAGUAUCCAAUGUAAAAACUAUUGUGCAGCGUCACAACACACCAGAAAUCUGCACUCGCUUACAAUCAUAAGACAAAUAAAAGAGUCUACAAGUAUUGCAUCUCAAUUUCGUGCAGGCGGGACACGAGCAAAAAACGCGAUGCAGGAAGCAGGUGAAAAGGAGGGAGCUCCUUCGUAGGGACACGUUGGCACCCUUCGCCUCGGAUUCACUCUAGAACCCAUCAUGACCGACAGCGACAGAAAACGGUGUUGGAGCCAAAAGGAUUGCCCUCUGCAUACUCAGUAAUGGCUACUUAGACAAAAUCUACCGAAUGCGGCACUUGCUCCAUUCAUCUCAGUUGCUUCCAAUUGGUGUAAUAGUGACUUGGUCAGCGGCACCUGGCUUGCUACUUGCCGCGAUUUUGCCACGGCUGUUGGUAAUUACCAUCAUGGUAACUCCGCGGUUUGAUUGGCCAGUAUAGUCACUGAAAACAGUGUUCAUUCUGGUGCCCCACAAGUGACUGGUACAUAGGAAGGUGUCAUUGCGUUUGCUAACGGAAUACGGGCCAGAGAAUCGCAACUUAAGCGAUUGUCACAUCUCAUCAAGUCUGGAAGUGGAACUGAAAUUCAUGCAUGAUCUGACAACCGCUUAAGUCACGGGGUGAUUGAAUUGCGGUUCUCCUGUUCAGAGUCCGUUGAGGUAAUGAGGUCCGUAAGUGAUAAUUACUAAGACGGCAGAGUUGUUACUUGAAGAGUGCCCGAAUGAGCACUGUUUUCAAUGACUACACCGGUAAACCGAGCUGCGGAGUUAUCGUUACGACACCCAUCAACAGCGGCGGUGAAAUUGUGGCAAGUGCUAAUUCAUAUGCGGACGACCAGGCCGUUGUCGAACCAAGUGAAAAUAUUUACGAUGAAUGAAACAAAUAGUAGAUUUUGGUUGUGUAAUCACUAGGGCCUACUAAUGGGACAGCACGUUUUUUCCGAUACCAUUUAUCUUUUACUGUCUAUCCUGGGGCAUUCGAUAGUGGAUCAGAGAUUAUAUGCGUAACUAUUUAUUAAACAUACAUGAGUCCACGAUUUUCCUGACUUAAGAUGACUUAUACAAGGUAGGACGUUCAUGAAAUUGCUUUUAAAUAUACGCCUGCAUUUCACAGCAUACAAAAUUGCUGCCAUGCAGCUUCCACUGCACGCCCACUUAACUGACCUCCAAAACUUUAUCCCUGAGGCUUUGAUGAAAAAUUGGGUUAUUUUAUUUUAUUGAAUUCUUUUUCUUUUUUGCCUUGUUGUGAUACCCUAGCAAUUUACUCACCUCCUUUGUUAUGUAACGCUUCCAAAGCAGCGCAUAGGCAUACACAUAUUUGUUCUAAUCAGGCAGCAAACUUUGAAAAAGAAAUAGGAGAAACGGCAGUCUGCAGGAUUGGAAUGAUGUCGGGUUAACUUUUUUGGUAUUUCUUACGCUGACAGUCGUUUUUUGAAGUUUGUGCACGAAGCAAAUCGAAAGCAUCAAUAAAAGUAUUAAUAAUAUCGAAAGAGGAGGAGGCGUUCACCGGGAGAGCUUUAUUAGGGGUCUGACAUUCCAAAUAGUUAUUUCGCCUACUCAUCUCCAGCGGCCAUGAAAUCAAGCGCGCAGCCCUACUUGUGUGGCGCGGGCCGCCAAUGCUGCCUGUCUGGCUGCACCCGACCCGCAUGUCACCGUGACCUGAAUCGCCCCCCCUCGUUGAUCUCAGUGUUGUUGACGGCCCCGGUUGUCCCGCGCCUUUUUGUCCCCCGUCAAGAAGCUUCGUAAAACCAGAAAGGGAGCAUUGACAGAGCAGCCGGUGGAGAUCGAGGCUUCUUGAACCUACCUUGCUAUAUGAUCAUCGCCUCGGCCUACGAUCUCAACGGCGUCAAAGUUGAAAAUGUGUCUCAUUUACGCGGCAUGGGUUGCUACCUCCGACUUUGGAGCUAGCCUUCUUACAGCCUACUUAUGUGCGUACAUUCGCGUUUAUGGACGUCGGCCGGUUUCCCAACUUAGUUGCACAUUCUGCAGCUGCACUGGAGUCGGCAGACAACGGCGGACAUUCACUUAGGGAUAGGGACUUUUGGCCGUAUCAUAUGCCGGCGGAUCAUUGAGUCAGGCCUGUGAGCAACUCUUUUUCCGAGUGGCGCGAGUGAUCUAGCCAUCUGAAGCAGUAAUUAGGCAAACUGCGAAAUAAAAGAGGGUUGAGGACACAACGUUUAAUUUGUUUUAAAGCGACAUCGUAAAUCCCACGGAACGUACAGAACGUAGUUUCAGUUUACAAACCAGGCGUUAAAAGCCGCAUCGAACUUAGCAGAUAAAACAGGGGAAUAUGAUUAGAAGACAAUGAUAGUAUUUCAAGUUUUGUCGCAACUCCGAAUCGUCCCAGACUGCUAUUUCAUAGCUUUCUUAAAUGCACAUCAUGCUAUACGUUUAAAGAUAUUAAAUCCGUGAUAGGCUGCUUGCACUUAAGUGCCAUUAGGGUCUUCUUAUGACUAACGUGCCAUUUAAGUGUAGAUAUCUGAGCUACUGUAAUCUUGCCUACAGAAAAAAAGUAGUUUUUCAUUGUUCCGUAGCACUAGUUGGAAAAUUAAUUGUAGCCUGUGAGAGACUGACGAACCAGUGCUUUUGACCUUAUCUCGUUUCAUUUCUCUGGCCAGUAAAUGUUGGUUUAUGAGUGGCGGGAUAUUUUAAAAGAGAUCUAAUUAUUUUUACAGUGACGAUAGCUGGUCGUUAAUUUUCAGAUAAAAUCCAACAAUUAUGAAGGCCGCAGUAAAACUGAUCGUAGCCUAGAGCUUGUCGAUAGGCACUUACGAUCAUGUACGCAAAAUGGCCUAAUGCAAAGGAAGUAUUACAUUAAUGGUCAUGUCAGAAACGGUAAGUGUAUCUAAAAAUAAAUAACCACUUAUGAGUGACGAUUUCAGUUAGCGGCCAUAUAAAGUAAGGGGUUCAGUAGAGCGUCAUAGCUUAGAAAACCUUUGUUUCCUCCUUGAAACACGUUAAAAUACAAAACAGAUAAGGAUAAGUACAAUAAUUAUUUUUAUCACUGUGACCUGGGUAAUGUGUACCCGAUGUUUGAUUUGUGUUUUGUAAACCUCUGUCAUAGAGCCCUAGGCGCAUCGAAUUUUUUGCUUGCGCUGUUCGUUUAAGUUACUUCCACAAAAAAAUCUGAGAAACGCAUAAACGCCUUUCUAAGAAGCAUGGAUAUUUAGAUAAUUUACCCCGGUAAUUUUCCUCCUGACAGUUGUAUCACUCGUCGACACUUGUAUAGGAGGACAAAGUGAGCCGCCUAUAUGAAGUGAGACAGGAAUAUUAAAACAUAUAAACACUCGGUGUUAAGUUCAAACUUUAAAAAAUAUAGCAACAUCUCAGGUAUGCAUUAUCAGUUCUUUCCAUAUUUCAGAUGACCAAAGACGACUUUCUACUCAGUUAAAAAGUGAAAUUGAGUCAAUUCGCUCUUCCCUUUCCGAAGUCAAGCAAAAGUGUUAUGGCUUACGAAACUUUAUUAGCCAGGAGACCCAGGCCUUUGAACGACAACUUGCGGUAUGUGCCUUACUGUAUGUGCCUUACUGCAUUCUGGACAAAUAGGAUAUAAGCAUCUAAAAACCUUCUUUGCUUAAGGUAAAACUUUGAUCCCCAAAAAUGCCUUAGUAGGUCAUAAUAACUUCGUACAGGUUCCAAAAAGACCGGUUUCUAAUUUUAAACCUCUGCUUUAAGAAGGGGGGCAAGGGAAAACAUGCAAAGCAGGGUUUGUGAGAUGGUGCGACGUGAGUCUUGCAAAUUAUUGCUUUGUUUCUUUGGAUUGUCGCAAAGCCUAGAGUAUGAAGAUCAUAUUUUCGGUCUCACCAUAUCCUUUCGAAACCGCACUUCUGAUUUCAGCAACAUUUAUUGCAGGUACAACUAAGGAAGUAUGAUAAAAAGAAGGGUCUGCGUCUCGUUCAGCCCUUCUUUGAUGCUCGCAUGCAGAGGGUGCGAUCCGACAGGCAAGCCCUAGAUAAUGCUUUGGCUGCAUACCAAACGACCUGGUCCUCCCUGAUUGGCCAACUUGCUGACUUGGAAGGGGUGAUUGAGGAGACCGGGAAUGAUGUCUUGAGGGGCAGAUGCCGUAUAACUCUGCCUAUAGUCAGCGCCCUCGAAGAAAGGCUUCAUCUGGCCAUCUCCGCAAUUGAGUUUUGCUGUGGUAAGUUAUCAUUCUCUACGAGGACGAGUACUCAAUACUUCUACGUCUUUGCUCCCCGUACAGAGAUGUAGAUCUAGUUGUUUGUAUUUUCGGAGAAACAAAAAUAGCCAAAUUAUUGUGAAUAUUUAAAAUUCUUAAUUUCGUCAAUAAAAGGCCGAUGUGAAGGCAAGAUGUGAAGGCGAUAAUGAGUUCUGCAUAACUGAAUGUCUCAGAGGAACAACGUUUUUCUAAUGUCGAACGACUGUAGAGCAUUGAUCAUUGAAAACAUUUCGCUAAUAUGAUCAGUGUUUUCAUUUUAGAAAACGAUCCGUUGUUGCGUAAGUCAGUCUGGCAGCAAGCAGAAAAUGAAUGGAAUUCUGCCGAGUAUGAAACGAGGUCAGUCUCAGCUUAGCACACAGUAUUCCUGUUUGCCGGUCGUAAUAACUUCAAAAUUUUUCCUCCAAGGAAUAACUGCAACCGGUCUAAUGUUUGUUCUAAUAUUCACCAAACGGGAUAAAAAAUGCAGAAAAUGUGUGGCUGUUUUACUUAAGAUUAAUGUUCAUGUUUCGCAUUGCUUGAGAACUUUUGCCCAGAAAGAUAGAAUAAGAACGAUCGCAGUAUUUUAUUGAAAUAAAAUCCUUGCAUUUUAGCUUGAAAUGCAAAGUUGGUACGGUAAAAAGAGUGUUUUACGAUGGGUGACUUAUACCGUUUAAUCCCGCUACUCUCAGAUUGUCCCAAUAUACCCUCACGAGCGUUUAAUAUCCAAUGAAUUUUCCAAAAUUUCAGAAUCAACUUUAUGGGAAUCGAUAUGCCGUGGUUUCUGGCUAUGUCAGCGCCAGAAGGUUAUUCAGAUUAGUACAAAUACGUUGGUGGUGAAAAUUACAGAUAUUUAAAUAACAUUUUUAAUCUCACGUUCUCGUCUGAAUAACUGAGGUUGACCAAGGGCCAUCAAACUGCCACCCCAUGUCUUGUCAGCCUGAACUCAGGAAAACCAUGUAAGACUUUAUCGAGCUACAGACAACAAUGUGUAAUAAUUCGAUUGACGUGGCGUAGAUUGAUUGCUGGUCUAAGCAUGUGGCAAAAUAUAUUUUAGUGUUCAUCAGUAGUCAUAGCAUGCAGACUUGGUGAAUUUUUUGGGAGCGAAGAAAUUAUUGCAAGCUUGACUUAUUAUCAGACUCGGCAACAAAGCACUGAACAUCUCAUCACUCCCUUUUGGUAUGCAGCUGUCUAUUUUCAAAAGUACAAAUUUUCAUCCGACAUGUUUGGCAGUACCGCCCAACUAAACUCUUCUGAAGCUCCAGCCUGUUGUUUACUUACCCGUCUUGAAUAUUUUCAAAUAAGCGCAACGGAUUUUCUUCAUCAUAACCACUGAUUCACUGAUCGUUCUUGCAAUAGGACAUUGGAGGAACAACUUGAUCAGCUGUCAGAUUUGAAGGAACGCAGUUCGAAACUGAACGGAACAAUUUCCACGCUUAAAAGGUGGGGUGAGGCGUCUUUGUCUUUAUACACACCUACUGUGCAAUCCCUUCCCCAACUGUGAAUGCUGCUCAGAAUUCUUAUUGAAAACUGCAUUCUUAAUUAUCAAGGACAAGGCAGCAUUAUGUCUUUAGUUUCAUUGAAGCUCAUUUUUUGAAAAAAUGAAAAUACAACCCAGCAAUCCACCUCCUUUGUCAUUGUUGAAUAAUCUCAGUGCUCCAUGACAGUAUUUUACUAGGGAAUUAUGUGACAACUGACGUGAGUGAUGACCAUGGCGAGUCCUUUGAAAUGUAUCAUACCCUGCGACAGGUCACUCUGCACAUAGUUUAUCCAACAGAAGCGGCCUAAGUUAUAUUUGGUUUCAGUUUGAGAGCGUAUGAAAAAAGGUAAACAACGUUCUAAGAAACGAUUUGAACCUCUUCGGGGCGACCUCUAGUGCAGCGAAUAUUCAAUCUGUCAGUCAGGGUACAUCGAUCCGCCGCGUCUUACUGACCUUGCAUAUCGCUGAUUCACAUGCAUGUUAGAGGCAUCGUCAGUCUUUAGUACUAUAUGUUUCAUAUCGUUUAAGUUACGCACACAAAACAGGAACUUCCAGUUUGCGAAUAAAAUUUUGACGUUCUGUGUCUCUUUCACUUGUACUGCUUUUCUGCAUAUAUAUUUCCUCUCAAGUGAUUUGAAAACUAAAAAUCUGAAAAAAGAUUUAUAAAGCAAAUGACGCCUGUUAUUUUUCAAGUUGUCAAAUGAUCUUAAUUUUCGGGUGUAAAUGACCUAAGAAGGCAAAUCAGGAUUUAUGUAAGGGAAGAAUUUAUCAUCAUGAUAACCACUCGCGUCUUGUUUGGUUUAGCUGUCAAUAUCAAUUUUUCAAAUAUCACAAUAAGUUACGAAAUGUACUUAACUACCAUCGGGUAACCAACUCAAAUUUAGGAUUGAAUAGAAAAAAUUUCGUCAUCUAUCAGUAAUCAGGUCCUCUGAGAUCAACCUCAGUGCUCUUAGUAUGUCUUAGUGUAGGAGAAACGACGUGACCAUUUUCUCGAACUGUCUCUAAACCGGCAGAAAUAUUCGAAAUAAUCAUUCAACCGGUAGAUCCUUCGCCUUUUAUUUAAACAGGCUGGCAAAGGUCAAUGCAAACACCAGAAACAGCGAACAACACUUACAGCGCCUGCGGUCCCUCGGCGGUGUGCUGAAUCCAGGCGCCGCAAAUAGUGGGAGCGCAGAACGCAAGCGUCUGCUUUCUACUAUAAAGCUCCUUCAGCCGGACCACGAAGAACGAAUGCGAAGUAUUGAGGUGAGUUACAACUGCGCCCACGUCUUGUCUUGUCAUGAAAGUAGCAAACUAAAAGCACCUGACAGCGUUCCUAAUUCCUCUUCUCAUCAGUGUACACAUUGAAAAAUAACUGACGAUAUCGUCAUAGGCAUGAUUGGCAAAGAUAGCUGCAUGCCAGUUCUGACCUGUAUGACGCAACACAGCGGUUUGCGAGAGGAGCCGAGGUUUAAAAUCGGGAGCAGAUAGCCGUAGAACCAGGCGUUCCAGCUCCUGACUAACAGGCUCACACAUUCUUGGCUAGACGAUCGUUUCCAAAGGACUCUAGACCGUAACGCCAAUUUUUAUCAUCUCCUGCCAUGAGGAUAGAUCAGCCAGUUUCAUUCUUAUUCGAAUUUGAUAAAUUUUGCUUGGUAUUUUGUACUUAACCAGCCAUCACCUUCCCAUCCUCUUGCUGUGGCUAUACAAAUAGAUAAUACGCAAUUGUUCCAAAAUUUACAAUAAAAAACAUGCUAACAAACACCAUGAAUGCAAGCCCGAUCGUUAAUUACUAUACUAGAAGCAAAGGUUGUGUUACAUUGGUUGAUUUUUUUCAAGUUCUGAAUGCACUUCGCCAGUGCCAAUACAUUUCGUGAUAGUCCUACCGGCGCAAAUUUAUAAAUCCCACUUUUUAAGCUUUGCUCACAGCGACUCUUUUCUGACUUUGCAUGUGAGCAUCUUCCGCACUCCUUGUGCCAAUUAUGUCUAGAACGUCGAAUAUCAACCCAACGCCCAGUCUCGAGUAGGAGAGAAAUAUCCGAAAUGGAUCGACCUCACUCUCUCUUCCCCGCCCACGCACCAUUGGCUUGUCCGACAGGAGUCGACUAGAACGAAAAUAAGCGUAAUAACUUAAGUAAUUUAAAGUCACCCUCUAUCACAUAUUACAAUUUGACUUCGAACAGCGAAGCUAAAUUGAUAUGAAAUACAUAUUUAGAAGGAGCCAUUGCGACCCUGCCCGCAGUCCUGUGUAAGAUCGACAUAUUCCGCAAGCCUAUAACACUUCAAGCAACGACGUACAAGUGGAGGCGACAGAUUCGAGUGUGACAGGUUUUCUGGUGACAAAUACGUCAAUCUGUCAUGAGGAUGUGUUUCCCAGCAUCAGUCUUACUCUCUCGUCCUCCUCUCAUGCACUAGUCGACCUUUCGAGUUACUCAGCAUACCGGUAGUGAAAAUGAGUGGAAUGAAGACCACUGUCUGGCGCGUGUCAUACGCAUGCGCGACAACAGUUGCUAGUUCGUGCAGACUGGUUGUAACCCGGUAAACGACUGCUGUGGACCGCUGUUGCCUCCUUUUUGGUUCAGUGCGCCUGCGGCCCAGUAUAGCUGUGGACGAGGCAGAUCACUUGCACGUGACGACCCGCUAUCCGAAAACAUUUUCUACUUAAAUGUAUUAAGUAGACCUUUAUACUUGGAACAAUAAAAUGUGGCUGCCUUUCUGUCAUAUUUCCUGAAAAACAGUUUAACGGUCAAAUGCGGAGGCAGCUGUAAGUCGACUCUGCCCUACUCACCUGCCCUCCUUAUUGCCAUCGACCGAGAAUCUCAGUUUCUGCAUGACUACGGGCCUUCUUUGGCGUUAAAAGGUGACAUAGUAAGGUAAUUAUUACUUGGCGCACACGUGCAUAUAGGGGCAUGGUAAUUUUAGAGGGCAAUACAGUAUGACUUAUUCAGAUCUUCAGAAGUUCUGGGGCAAGACAAUACAUUUAAAAACUUAUGGGAUAACGAACUCUAUCAUAAUCUAGGAGCAGUUUUAUAUACUUCGCAUUUGUGUGAAACAGGUGCUUUAGCCUCUUCGCGCGCAGAAUGUUCCAUUAACAGCGUGUGCACGUUGGAAGCGAUCUGGUAUUAGUGUUAUGGCUCAGAGGCACUUGAGACCGGCGAGCUGCGCUUUUGCUCUGAGAGCGUCGAUGCGGUUGAUCCUGCAGAUUGCCGUUCCAGGCUUAACUGUUCUUCUCAAGGCCGGUCGAUCCUUGGUGGGGUACUCCCAGGUCAACGAAUUGAUUUGUAGAUCCUUAACCGAGGUCUGUAGGCUGUCCUUGUGGCGUCGUUAUUGUCUGCCUUGUCGGCGAGCAUUCGCAACGACGUCACCGUCGAAACGUCGUUUUAGUGAGCGUUUGUUGUCCAUGCUCAUGAGGUGUCCGCUCCAUCGCAGUUGCGGUAGCCCUAACGUAUGUGGGUUCUGAGGAUUCCUGUCUGUUCCAAUACUUCCUUUCCCGGGUUCCUGUGCGCCAUCUCAUCUUUAGUAUUUGGCGAAGACAGCCGAGGGAGGAAGUGAUUGCGUUUCGUGACUUUAUUGACGUAGAUGGUCCAUGUCUUUGCCCCGCAUGGUACCGAUGUUAGGACUACUGCCCUGUACGGUUCGAGCUCCGUGACGGUUUCAGAAGGAAACUUGCAUCCGACAGAAGGUGUGUUUGUUUGGUCUAAGAUCUAGCGAUUAAUUAAAGUCCAUAUUACAACUUUCACCGGUAAAAAGCUACGCCAGGCAUCCAUGAAUGUAAAAAAUUUGGCCAGUUUAAAAUUCUUAUCGAUGUCGUUUUCCUUCUAAUCAAAGUCUAAACCGACUGGGUUUUGGUAAUACGCAGCCUUGUAGCCUAUAAGGGAGAGUAUUUGUUAGGUUCUUUCAGAUAGAUCUGAAAGAACAUAAUAAAAUGAGCAAUAACCAGUAAGCAAUAGGCAUGGGGGUUAAUAGUUAUUUAUACCACACCAUCGAACAUUAUUUUACGGCUGUACAUGAAAAACCGUAAAGAAUGCGUACUGUAGGUUGCAGUUUGUAGCACGUUCCACUCAUGGUUUACAUUAUCUUUCGAAAAUCUUACUCGCAAGUGCUUUUGUGGAAGCUGUCUGCGCUUCAGGUGAGCACGCAUUUGCUCGAAUGGAAAUUUGAAUUCCGAAAUGUUUGCAUCGUACAAACUCUCAGUUUUCCUGCUAUGUCUUUUUGACUUUUUAAUCCAAAAAACCGUAUUUCACACCUUGUUCUGAGCAUAUUCAUUGACCACGCUGAUACUUGUUUUUCCUGCGUUUCGAGGUGCCAGGAUUAACAGUUGCCGUAUCUCACUGUUCCACUUCGUUCCGUGGCGCCUAUGACAGUUUUGCUUUUUGGUGUAUGAGCUUCAUUCUGCAGUUGUUUUGAUUCGGUGUACAGCUGAUUAUGAAGCUUUUGGCAAGACCAAAACCAUUUCAUGUUGUUCAGGGGAAAAAACAUCCAGUGAGAUUUAUGCUUAUGUGAAAGACGUGGUCUUUCAUGUCCAAAUAAGAGCAGGCGGUCUUUUGCUGUAAACAAGCACAGAUGGAAUGACAAAUAGUUAGAACUUAGGGAUACAGUCUCACUUGCUCAGAAAAUGGGCAUUCCUUUCAAAACUGACCUUGUCCACUUAGCGUACCUCUGAGAUCCAAUGAAUAUUUGCGAAUUGCUUACAGUACAUAGAACAAACAGCUUUCGGAACUUUGCUUAUUGGAGUUUGGCUGCCAAAGUUUUUGUCCAGUAUUUGAUCCGUCCCCUUUAAAUCAUCAUACAAUCGCCUAUGUUCAUUGUUUGUACCACAAAGAAUUACGGUAUCAUCUCCUACUAAUGCAUUUUACGAUAAUACGCUUCAUUUUCGAAAUCAGAUUCAAGAUGCACUAAGAGAACGCCGAAAACGCGUAUUCCGUGAUCCGCCGGUGAUUCGUGCACCAGCAAAAGCUCUCCUUCUCAACGGGAUACAUAUAUCACCGAUAUGGCCGGAUGACUCACAAACCAAAAGGCCUGCUCAUAACGCCAUCCUAGACCACAAAAUUGAAAGCGGUAUGACAGCCGCUGGUGUUCGCACUGCGCCUGGCUGUCCAAGGCAAAGACCAAAACAAACAAGGCCAGAAGAUGCGAUCAGACACACCCCUGACGACAGCUUUGAUUCUGGCGAUGCAGGUGAACCAAAUACAACUGCCAAUCUGCCUCCACCCCUUCGUACACCCUGCAUUCUUCCGGCCAAUUGUGUCGAUCAACUGCCCAGAGACAGUUCCUCAAGUAGUUCACAGGCUACAAAUAUCAAAUCCACUCCCGGGUUGCUAAAGCGCAGCGGCAUGAAGUCGAAAGGAGGUAUGAAUGUUACCUUUAAUACUCGCGUCAAAGUUGACGAUGGCUCCCAAGAGGUACUACUGAACUGCAUCCUCGACGAUGACCAACCAGAGUAUUUCCAGGAGGUCAAGGUCAUUCCACGCGGUGGCAAAUCCGUCGAAACCAAACAGCAGGGUUUUCGUAAAUGCGGGGAGGCAGGUGGAGACUGCUCGUCACCCACCGAAAAGACCAAGUCUGCUGACGAAGCAUGCUGGGAAUCCGGUGACGAAAUGCAUACCGCCGGCGUCACCGACGAGGAAAAUAUUACCGCCUCCUCUCCGCAGAAAUCUCACAACAAGAGUUUGUUUUCGCGGCUAGCUGCAGAGCUGCCAUCUCACAGUGAACUUCCACCGGCUCCACCACCAAGGCUAAGCAGUAAAUUAGCUGCCUCUCUUAGUCGCAAGCCGGACGGUGACUCAGUGGAUGGAAAACAUUUGUUAAAAUAUGAGAACAUAGACAGUUUCCUCGUGACUCUAGAUAGUCAGAACAGCCGCAUGAGCAGUGAACAGUCAAGUCAUCCCGACAACGAAAGAACGCCAACCGAAUAGUAAGUCUAGAAUUCAUAUAAUGUAAUUCUUCAGUCUUGUGACAUUAACCUGCAAAUUGUUCCCAACCACUCUCAGAACUACGAUUAGUGACCAAUUUGAUGAAGGCUCACGAGCUGUGUACUAAAAUCUAUGUAGCGAACGAACCGCCCACCCCGCAUCCACAAACGUUAUUUUAAGUUAUAGAAACCACCGAUCUUUAAAAGAAGGCACAAUUUGGUUUGAGAAAUGUGUAGGGCUCACUGGAUCCGGUGAGCCCGAUACACCUCCCAGACUGUCGACCCGGAUCUCUUUCGUUUGCUAACCUGAACGGUUUGGUAUGCACAAAACACUUCAUAAGCUGGGUCAUCUACUGUAAUGCCAUUCUGAAAGUCAGCGAAAUAAUUGCUCAAAAGCGUAACGGUGAAAAUAUUCGUCGCGAAAGACUGAAUUGCUUCAAUAAAAUUAAUAAGGCUGUUUAUGGCAUGGCAAGUUGAGAGACAAUUUCCCAAAGGUAUAGUACUUAAAGAACGCGGACAAGAUAAACUUUUUAAAAAGAAACUGCAAGGGCGCCUUGGCAAUGCAAAUACAGUUGUAGGGUGUCGGGCUGUCACACGAAGUCUUAUAAGGAAAAUAUUUCUGAAUUUCCAAACUUUAGGAUCCGUCGUCCACGAAGAACCAUUCCAGAAUAAGAGGUGGAGUACAUUUUUUUUCACAAAAAACUUUCAGUCUGCUCUGAAGCUCAAGUGCAAUAAUGAUCAGGAGUUCGUUUUACCUUAUUUCGACCAUUCGACCGUUGUUAUUGAAGGUGUCCACGGUUUGAGCCAGAGGAGUGUGAGCUCAUGAACGCCGUCUUGCUCGUGAUAAACUUAUAGGGAUAUUAGACUCGCGCAAUAUCUGCCGCGCUGUCGCUGCCUCACUAACCUGGGCUUGGUGCCAGGACGAAGUCAAUAAGCCGGGAGGCGAGGCCCAUAAUUGACCAGGGUUGCACAGAAGCACCAAGGGGUGGCUCAGAUCCCAAGUGAGUGGGAGUGCCAUAGAUGCCACAUUAAGAAGAGCCAUCGGAAUCUAGCUCUCCGUCCUAGGGGAGGGGAGGGCAGUUAUUCCGUCAGCUGGCAGCCUCCCAAACCACGGUCUUUAGCGCUGCCUGGUAUUUUGAAAGCGCGUCAGAUUGUUUACAGCAGGGAAUAUGCCCUGAGUAUCGUAGUGAGGGCUUGCACUCCUUGGAGUCAGCCUCUAUUUCCUCUCCCGGUCACGAGUCCAAUCAGCGGUCUGGUUCUGAAACUGAGCGAAGUGACUGCUAAAAGCUACUCGUCUCCCCUCACCGCACGCGGACUGGCCCCAUACAACAUGUCAUGUUUGCAAACAGGGGGAAAAUCAGCCAUAGCUCUUGCAUGCGUGAGUGAAAUACAUGCGACGUUGCGAAGCAGCAAUGCAGCCGGACUCACAAUCCACCUGUAAGCGACUCCAUACAAGCAAAAACAUGGCCGACCGCGAAGUCCAAUUUAUAUCGUCGGCUGAAAACCUUCUAACCCGAAAAGUUUAGCCUGUAGGCUUAAUUUGAGGCGCAUUAGAUUUAGUAUAUGGAAGAAUGUUCUGAAAUGUUGUGAAGUUGGGGUUUCUAAAGUCGGUCUAACUCUUCCUCCUCUCUCUUUCGUUCGAGGGCCGAUUGUUCGAACCAGACGUUCAACUGAUGCUAGAAUUGAGCGCAGUGGCUAACGACGCUAAAAACGGUCCCUUAAUGAGGGUAAUACACGGCCUGGUCUCCGGCACAACGGAGCAGGUCUUCGCACAGCGGGGUGGGCUGCUUAAACCUCACAUGCAUUAGAGAACCCCAGAGGCCACCUGGAGAGUGAGCCGAAGAACGCGCUCCUAACUUAAGUGAGAGGUGUGUAGUCUGUGCCUGUGGUAGGUGAUGGGGGACGGGUUCGCGUGUGAUGUAUGGGCUGUUGCAGAACAUUGUGGAGAUGGGGCUUUACCUGUAGUGGUUUACCGCAGAUGUCCAUGGAGACGCGUGUUACCUAGUAGACCACUGAGGUAGCUGAAUGGGCAUGACCAUUUUGGCCAGUUAAGGCGUAUGCGGCAAGUGCUUUUGGGUCUCCUGACACUGGUUCGCCAAUCUCUGCGCUAUGGGUUCGCAAGUGAAUAACCAGGCGGUUUCGUGAACUAUAUGUACGGUGGCCAUGUGAGCGACAUAGGUUAGGAGCUGCUUAGAUGGAAGCAGUGUUGACGCUGCUAAUUGCGGCGACGCUGUUGGAAGGGACGUUGGCCAUGUUGAAGGUGAGAGAGUUAUGGGAUAUGUAAGGUAAACCUGGCGUGUUUACACUGCGUCAGUCCACGUAGGUAUUAUUUUCCAGUCGGGGGCUAGGGGAUGGCUGUGUCAGAGACAGUGGAUGGGCCUUCAAGGAUGGUAAUCAUGUGUUCAACCCAACGCUUCAGACUUUGUGAUUUUUCUUUGAGGAGUGCUGUUCCACCCGAACUGAACAGCGGUGGGAUUCGUUGGGUGUAGAGGUGGUAGACUUCCUUAAUGAAGGUGAAGAAAUUUUUCAUUUCGUUACGGCUUGUAUAUCUUUGUUUUUUCUGGACUUUGCGAUCCACCUAGGUGUCAUACAUCUCUUCCAGUCACACUUGGACCAAGCGACGACAUCUGAAGAAGGUCCCUUCCUUUACGUUGGGACCGCGGUCAUCGUGGACUUUGUGCAAUCGACUCAUCUCUGAGUGGAUUGCGGAUUACUUCGUAGUCAUCGUCGUACCACUUGCGGUUUUUACGGCAUGGGCAUCAAGAACAUUCAGGAUAGUGAAGUGGAGGAAAUUUCGUAGUUGGUGCCAACACCUUUAAAGGGUACCGCUGUCAACCAGUCUGAAGUUCUUCCAUGCGACUGGUCAGUUGAUUAAUAAAAUCCGAGCGAUGUGCAAGCCAAAUCCACAUAAUAGUAUAUAACUUACUCGGUGGUAGCUUACUUUGUGGUCUCUUAAGAGGUUGGAGUGAAAUUCCCAUCUUGGGGAUUAGGACACGAUGAUCUUUCCUGACGUCAACAUCGUAGAUCGCCAUUUUCAUGAGCACGUUGUGUCGGUCUCGUCGACGGAUGAGAGCGUAAUCCAACAGUUUGACAGCACCGCGAACAGGGAUGCAUCCACUUUGCAAUAUUCUGCGUCGGAGGGGGGGGGGGCAGAACACAUUAGUGAGGAGAAUAGGGGUGUUUUAAGCAGUUUUGGAGAAUCAUGAGGCCGUUGUCGUUGCAGCCACCGAUUCCGUGGGGACUAAGCGCACACCUCCAGGCAGCGUAGUCUGUUUCAAGAGGGACAUUGAAGUCACUAAGAACAAGCAUCUUGUCUGUCACCAAUAUGGUCGCCAGGUAGACGUGCAUGUCUACGUAGAACGUGUUCCUCGCCUCGUCAAAGUUAGCCAUGGGGGAGCGUAGGCGCUGAUGGCGCUGCUGACGAAUUUAGCCCCCUGAAGAGGCACGUAUAAGAUCAUGAAACGGUCGUUGGUGAACUGAGACAGACAGGCAAUCCUCAUACGAUGUCGUGUCAAGUGACAAUAGCAAUGCGGGCGCCAUGUCACUGUGUCUUUGGGCGGCCGCUCCAGAAGAAGGCGUAGCUGACAUCCACGUCCUCCGGCUGGUCUUAUUCAGAGAAACCGUUUCGUUGAGGGCAGCUACCUCCACCUUGUGGCAUGCCAACUCUCGAUUGACCACUGUCGUCCUUCCCUCCGGUCGGUCGCUCCGCCGAUUGUUCAAGAGGGAAUGAACACUCUAGGUGGCCUGUGAGUAGCGGUAUUCUAGCAGUUAAUACGGUAGGGCAGAGGGGAUGAGGGUAGGAGUUACUGUUUUUGUGUUGUUUUGACCGUGAGCUGUAUAUCUGAGGGCUAUGGUAUACUUGCAGGUGGCCUGCACCUUCGACUGUGAUCAGAGUCCCUCUGGCAGCCCGUGAGAAGGAGCGGAGAGGACGGGGACGAUGGUCGCAGUUUGUUCGACCGGUUCGACCGUAAUAUUUUCGUCUGGGUGCCACGGUCAGUGUGUAGGUGGAGUGAUCCAAUAUUUGUUUAGAGCACACUUUAUGGCUCUAUACCCACAGGGGAGUAAACAGUGAUGCCUAUGAAUGGGUCUGCUGACACAUCCCAGGCGGCUGCCAAACUCCUCUAUUGGUCACGACUUUGUUUAGUGGAAGAGCGGCCCCAUUUAGCCUGGGUCGCCCUCGGAACUGCACGUCGAUCUCUCCGUAGAACUUUCAAAAUGUGAUGGAGGGGAAGGGGAGCAGAAUUACCCGGUGUGAAGACACAAACAACAGCGGAUACCUUCAUCUGGCUUGGCCCCCAGGUCGAGGCGGUUAUCGGGUGUGGUCACUAGGCAGAACCUAGCUUCGAGGGGCCAUAGAUGAGAAUCGGGUGCCAGCUGGUGGCUCUGUGGAGUAGCCACCACCUGCACUAGGCAGAUGAUUAAAUUUAUCAUAUCCUGCACGUUGGACCCUAUAACUUGACACUCCCUUCGUCCCGGUUUACUCAGUACAGUAAUUACCAGAGUAGCUGUAUAUUACUAUCAUGAUGCAAUCAUUCCUUUUUACCUCCUUUAUUACUUGGCAUUGUCAUAAAGUGGUAACUUUACACUGCUAUUGCAGAAACAAAGUGGGAUUUACUAUUAUGAAAUAAGACUACAUACAAGGAGAUUUUUAAAGCGGAGACAUUUAGUUGCUCAACGUUGUUUGACCAAAGUCCUCCAUUUUAGGCAAGGUGGACUCGUUUACCAUCCAUUGAGGUAUAGUAAAUAUCUAUCACGGUUGUGUCGGUGCAGAAAAUGGAUUCGUCAAAUCUCUUCAUUCGACAAAUUUGAACUGACGACAAUUCAACACCAUAAGACUAAGGAAGUAAAUCCUACGCUUAUGACUGUUUAGAUAAUAGAGUCUUCCGAAACCAGUCUUAAGUAAAGUGAAUCCAAGAUUUCGAAUGCGGUGCCACAGUGCUGGACGUGCAUUCUCGCUACCAAUGUGCAAAGGUCUACUAUCUUAAGAUAUUCCGCGCAUACAAGUGACUUCGACAACAAAUUUCGCUAAUAAUAUCCAUUGAAGUCGGACGGACCAGCAGUUAGAUGUUUGAUAGCGAAAGGCUGAUGGUGUUAUAAGUUAGUUAUUGUUACGUUGUGCUUGUCCUUAGCGUAAAAAUUGAAUUGUCUAGGCCAAGGGUGGAGGGAUUUGCAUCCUGGAUAUAAGGAAAACUUUCGAUAAUUCAAAAUAGAAAUUCGUGAUUAAAUAUCCAACUUAGUUACAAGCAACUGGACUGUUAAUUCGACCUCUGUUUAUGUUCCUCCAGAAUAUUUUGUCAGAAAGUAUCAGACGAAAAUUUCGAAGGACAUGGGCUUAGAUGUCUUCGUGUUAUAGGUGGCCUUGCGCUACAAUCUAAGGAAGUUAAGGUCGUGGUUAGGGCUACAGCUAGAGUUUAGAACAGGGUUUAGACGCAGAGAUAGCGGCCGCCCUGGAACUUAGCUGAAGGUGACCCGUAGCAGGGAGUAUCUUAUUCCAGUUUUCUACCAAAAACGUAUACAAUUGAUCUUGAAUAUAUCGCUGGUUCUUAAAACAGUAAGACAGUUUGAUAAUGCUAAGUAGAGAAUGUUUAAACAAAAAUGGCAGGUUAAUUUUCACUGGUAAAGAUUAACUAGGAUGGAUUAAUUUAAAAACCAUUAUAAUGUGACAACCCGUUGUUUUCAAUGAACGCUGUAUUAGAUCUCAGGAUCAAGUACAAAAUGCUCUCAAAUCUGACUCAGAGUUUCAUAUUAAUGGGGUAACCAACAUAUCCAGUGUGGACAUGCGAAAUGAGCUGGUAAGAGCAAAUCCUAAAUUCGAUGGUAAAUGGAUAAUGUUGUUUUCGCAGUUGUUUAGCGGGUUUACAGUGAUGUUACUGAAGCACUAUCACGAUAAUGGUUCGGAACGCUAUAGGAACUAAAACUCAGAAUUCGGAAAAAAGGAACCGAGGUGUUGUCCGGAGGUGCCUUGAAUUUAUAGGAUAACGUUUGCGAUUUUGACGCCUGUCUACAGUUAACACCCUCAGAAGACCGAAGGUAAAAUAUAUACUCCUGUACUUUUUUUCAGUAAAACUUCUUAACAACUGGUGUUUUUUACGAUAUGAGAUCUUUACCAUAGGGUUUUCUUUAUCUUUCACAAUAUACUCCAUUUAGUCCGUCCAGACCCUUUCAAGGGUUCGCAGUGUUUAACCGUAAAAGAAAUUUAUGUCAGUUCUGUUUUGUAUUAAGGCUCUACUUUUGGUCGUAUAACAAGGUAUUUUAAAAAGCAGAACCCCUACAUUGAAAGUAGGGGAAAAAUACACAAGUUUACAGGCUGCAGUAAUAUACUUUGCCACAAAAAACUUUAAAAAUGUGUCAUUGAAAGAUAUAAACCUAAAGUUUUUUUGCGGUCAAAUAGCAAUCACAAUCUCGAUUUCAACCGGCCAAGCACGGGGAAAAUAUGA
Spirometra erinaceieuropaei is the source of this 48921-nucleotide messenger RNA. The record is from the annotation of a GenBank genome assembly. NCBI's taxonomy places the organism in Eukaryota, Metazoa, Platyhelminthes, Cestoda, Diphyllobothriidea, Diphyllobothriidae.